AUCUGGGCGUGGCCAAGGGAGGAGGGAAAGCUGGGCUCGGCCGCCUGUCGCUCAUCUUGCCAGUCCGUCAGUCAGGCGAAGACGCUGAGGGAUUCCGGCGGCCUUGUGCUCCCGGGGCCAUGGCCGCCGCCGCCGCCGCCUCCUCCUCGCCGGGGAAUGUGCUGGGGCUGCCGGAGGGCGAGGCUGCUGCCGCAGAGGUGAGCCUGCGCUGGGCCGGCCCGAGGGCUUCUUCCCCCUCUUGCCUCGAAGGGUGGCGGGGGCAGCGGCCCCUGCGCCUUCUUCGUCGGCGUCGCGCUGGUCCUGCUUGUCCGGCCCGGGGCGGCUCCCUCUCAGGUCCCCCACCGUCGCCUUUGCUCGGGCGCCCCCUGGUGGCGAGGACGGAGAGGCGGCAAAUGGACCCAUUUCACGGCUGGGGCAAAGGGAGGCCGGCCGAGCCUUGGGCUGGGGGCGGCCGAAGGGGCGGAGGCAGGGAGCGGGUAUUAGCCCCCAGGUUUCCUCCUCCCCUCCUGUUUUCCUCCUCCCUUCCCAAACCCUCUUCCUCUUCUCUUCAUUCCCCCUUUUGAUAUGGGGUGGCGUACUGGUUCAAGAGAGGAUCUUUUCGGGGAGGGGGCUGGGAAGGUUAAUACAAUGUUUCUUAAACUUGGGUCUCCAGCUCUUGUUGGACUACACCUCCCUUCAUCCCUGACCACAAUUGUCCUUAGCUAGCAGGACCAGUGGUCAGGAAUGAUGGGAGUUGUAGUCCAACAACAGCUGGAGACCCACGUUUGAGAAACACAAGAGUACAACAAACUCGUGUUUGUUUGUUUGUAGUGUGUGUCUUGCUUCACACCAAAGGAGAGGCUGUGGGGCAGUACUGGGGAGCAGUGUUUGUCCCAUAUGUCUGGUUGGGGAGACUUGGGCCAGAGAAAGGCCUCUUCUUUUGCAUCCUGUCCUGUGUGGGCAGAGGCAGGGUGUGGGGCAAAGAGAAGUGCUGAGAGCAUCCGCUCCCAUGCAAUGGGGCCUUCAGUCUCCUCCCCAUCUGUCAUCUGGCUGCAGCCACUUGCAAUCUUUGAAAAUCAAUCAUGGGAACUGUGAGUGGAGUUUCACUUUUCUUUUUUAUUAAAGAGGUUUUAAUAGGAGCCCUCUUCAGAAGUAAAUCCAACUGCAGAAUUUCUCAGCGGUGAAAGGAAGGCAUCCUGUCUAUGCCCUGGAGACUUUAUCAAUUCCUAUCUCUGAAAACUGAAUUCCCCAUCUCCCAGGUUUCAUCGACCUGGCUUAAAAAUGGAGAGUCCCCAUCUCUGUUGCUUCCUCUUUUUUCCCUGCUUAUCCUCCGCUGACAUCUGAGAUUAGGUUGUGCGGGUUUCCGGAACAAGUGAUCAAGUGAAACUGCUAGCUAGGACAAUCUCUGAGUGGUGGCAGCAGUCGCUCUUUCCCAUCACAGGAAAUGCCCAAGAAUACAUGCAUAAAGUUUCAGCUUCAAAGCAUACAUGUCACUUGUACCUUUGAGUAGGUACACGUUAGGGCUGGUUUUCAGCAUAGUGAUAUAUCACCAGCGAAACACUGCAAUAUAUAAAUAUAUCAGGAUUGAACUAUGUAGAGUAGAGCUUUCCAAAUUGUGUGUUGCAACACGUUAGUGUGUCGGCUGCAGUGUGUAGGUGUGUUGUGCAAAUGCUCCCCAUGCUCUUCCCAGGGCUGGAAAGGGGUUAGUUUAACCUCUGGUUUGCUAGUAAAACUAAAUUACUGUAUCACAAAAUGAUGUAUGUCUAAAAAGUAUGUCACCAUCAUGAAAAGUUUGGAAACCUCUGAUGUAGAGACAUGUGUGGUUUCUGUAGUGUUGUGGUUCUCAUCUUCUCGCAAUUGUGAGGCCCACAGAUGCAAGCCAGGAGAAACUGCCUUGGAGUGGGCCCACAAUGCAGUGGGAUGAGCACCUGUUUUUCAUGCCAUGGCACCUCUGGCAUAAAAGAUUUGGGGAUAUUUCAGAGAGCUGCUGCCCAUUGGAAGAAGCAGUACUGUGAUGGUGUGAGCUGGUCUAAGGUGGCUUCAUCUGUGACUUGCUUUUGUUUGAAUAUACAUUUUGAAGUUAAGUAAUAUCCCUCUCAGUCCAUAGAGGUUAGCUGCUUGUGGUUGUAGUGGCCCAUAUUUGGAAUUGUUUGCCUUGAGGGCCACGUUCAUCUGGAACUCCUCUGUGAAACCUAUUGCAUUAUGGGUGUGAGUAUGAUAGCUUCAGCAUUUCAGGUGAGUACGAUAGCUUCAGGAACAAAGAAACGGUGUGUGUGUGUGUGUGUGUGUGUCUGUGUCUGUGUGUUAAAAUUGCACUCUGACAAGUACUUCUAAGAAUUCAUGUUUGCCUAGGAAGGAAAAUGUUAAGCCUGCAGCCCGCACAUACUGCCUUCGAAAAUAACUUUAUUUAAAUGAAUGGACCUCAAAGCCCAGGGCUAUUUGGAGGAAGGAUGAGACUAGAGUCGAUGAAUCUGCCAAUUCUGGUUUCUCAUUUUGUUCAAUCUUAAGUUCAGUUUGCUAUGUUUCCACAUCAGUUUGCAAACCUUAAAAAAGAAACCCCACAGGAAAAUGUUAUGCAUUAUUCCUAAAUAAACACAUUUUUGCACAGCCUUUGCCUACAAUAUUCAUUUUUGCAGGCUGCUUUCCUAAACAUUUGGUAUGUAAUUUUUACUCAAAGACACAUUUUUGAGCACCAAUUUUUCUAGGUCUUUAUUUGCAAAGCAUGUUUUAGCUGAAGAGCUACAGUGCAAAAUUGGAAGAAGUGUGACUUUUGAAGAAUCCAUUUUGGUUUGUAUAUAUAAGUUUGGAAAGUACUAAGUAAGUAAAAAUUCUCUUCCUAUCUGCAGAUGAAAUACAUAGGAUAAGAUAAACAGGUUGUUCCACGCUGCACUGGAGCAGCAUGGCUGGAGAAAACUGCCCCUUACUGUAUUGAUACAUUGCCCAAAACCAGUUUAAAGUUCAGAUUGCGAUAGCAAUUUCAGAAUUUUUGAGCUGGCAAUGUAUCGUGGAUUCCGCUCACCCCUGUGGCUGCUUCAAGCACCAUGCAUUUUUUUCCUCGGGGUUGCCAUUGUUUCAAGCAUGGCCUCCUCAGCUCUUCUCACUGUUUGCACCCAAUCCAAAAAACUUUAUUGUACUAGCCAUUGGCCAUGACAGAUCUGAAUCAAAAAUAAAUACAAGCAAAAGGGGUGUUGCGCCCUGCAAGGCUGCCUGAUGCUCACCCACUCCCUCCUUCACUGCCAAGCCGUUGGCCUCAGGAGCCUGAAAAGGUGCUGGGACCCGGCUGCCCCCAGCCAUGCCUGUGCCUACCUGUUGUGUGCGCUCACCUGCCUGCUUGCCAGCACCUUCGCUUCCUUUUCCGGCCGAGCAGUCGGGCUGCCUCCUUCCUCCUCACACUGGGUACUCGGAAGUGAAGGCUUGGCCAUGUCCCGUGAGCCUCUUCUGGUGGGAGCAGCACUGGCUCCUCUCCCUCACCUUCAGGACUAUGUGGUUGAUUGGCGGUGGUGGUCACCAGAGAUGGGAACUGCACUGCGGUGAUAAAGAGAAAUGGAGUAGCCUCUGGUGCCUUGCAUGGAGGAUGGCUCCCAGUAGUUGUGACCGUUGCUGUGAGCUGGGCAGGCUCUGGGGAGAGGCUGUGGCUCUUCAUUUGUGUGUGUGGUGGCACGUGGUGUCCCGCCUGAUGCACUCUGCCCAAGGCAGCACCAUCCACCUAGCCUUCCCAUAUAGCAGCAGAACCUGUGCAUGGUGUCACUGUGUUUAGGGGUAGGCGAUGUAUCCUUCAAAACCGCUUUGAACUAGCCCACAUCCAGGAAUCAAUACUGGGCUGCUUCUUGCUCCAAACCUUAUUUCAUCUUUCCUCCCCAUUUCAGACAAUGUGAUAUAGCGGACACGGACACGGAUAUCACGUGUCCGUGAUAGCGGACACGGAGCAAUGGAUCCAAACUACAAGAAAAAAGAUUCCACCUAAACAUUAGGAAGAACUUCCUGACAGUGAGAGCUGUUCGACAGUGGAAUUUGCUGCCAAGGAGUGUGGUGGAGUCUCCUUCUUUGGAGGUCUUUAAGCAGAGGCUUGACAACCAUAUGUCAGGAGUGCUCUGAUGGUGUUUCCUGCUUGGCAGGGGGUUGGACUCGAUGGCCCUUGUGGUCUCUUCCAGCUCUAUGAUUCUAUGAUUCUAUGAUCAGUAUAUCAUGAUGUUUGGCUGGUGAUAUAUCGCAAUGUUGAAAAACUAAUAUCGCCCACUUUAUUUAUCUGUCUUGUAGACAGCUUUACAUUUCAUAAAUCUCUUAAGCCGUCCACAUAUUUCAAAAUAAAUAACUAUAAAAAUACAAUACAACUUUAAUAUUCAGCUAAUAAUACUCAUCACUUCCACAUUUUUAGUAACAUAAUUAAGCAGCAAAACAAUGUACAUAAAUAAAAUCCCACAAAAUCGAAUUCUAUACAAACUACCAAACAGCAUCAAAUACAACAUACGGUAUCUAGAACAGGCUUCCUCAACCUCGGCCCUCCAGAUGUUUUGAGACUACAAUUCCCAUCAUCCCUGACCACUGGCCCUGCUAGCUAGGGAUCAUGGGAGUUGUAGGCAAAAACAUCUGGAAGGCCGAGGUUGAGGAAGCCUGAUUUAGAAAAUAUCAUAAAUAGUCCAAAAAGAAAAGCAAAACAAAAACUUGCAUAUAACGAUGUUGUCACCCCAAUGGCUCAGCUAUUCUCCUUAAACCCAACAUAUCACUCCUUCCACUAAAUUCUCACUUCAAUAAAAUAUAUUAAUAAGCAACCAAUAAUUAUGUAUAGAAAGAUAGGUCUGCUGAAUAAGAACAAUCCAAUAACAGUAGACCUCCCCCAACCCCGCUCAGUUUCAGUUUCAUCUCUCAUCUGAUGCAGUACAAAAUCUUCUCAUCACCUCUCUGCUGGGAAGAUUAACCUCUUCUCCACCAACAGACCUUCACCCAACGUUUUCAAUGGGUUUGAAAAUGGAGGAGUCCUAGACUGUUUUGUGGACAUUUCUCUUUUUAUGUGGUGCACUAUAUUUCUUUACCUUGUUUUACUAGGUUCCUAAGGUGGGAAGACAGCGCAUCUUAGAGUCCUGUCCAUCUCUCCCCCCCCCCCGGCCCCACUUGUUACCUAAAACUGCUAGUUCAUAUCCAGUUUCUGAAAUGUGUAGUAGAGGCGAAAUUGGAUUUGUGGCUGCCGCCUGCUGGAUAAGGGACUAAGCCUAGCUUGAGGAUUUCUAUAUUGUACUAACACACAGGGCUUGUUCACACUUCCAUUCAUCCCUUGCCUAGAAAGCAGGAGUCUGAUUGGUUUUGUCUUUGCCCUCCCUGCUUUUCCCUAGGAAACCCAUGCUUAAGCAUUAAACUGGAGCAAACAUCAAUCUGGAGAAAACCCGGUUUGCAUUUGCUUCAGUUCUGCAGUAAAUAACAGGUUUUUAUGGUGGGAAAUGGUGGAGCAAGCAAAAGUGUGGAUGAGCCCUCAGUAGAGCAGCUCCUAAACUGAAUCCCCAAACCCACAAGAAGACCUCCUUUCAUUCUGCCCCAUUUUCUCCUAUCUUGCAAAAUGCUCUACAAGGGAACUUUAUGCUGCUUCCUCAAAAAAGAUUCACAAUAAAUCUUCCUCUCUGUGCUUUGCUUUGUAAUAGCCUUUCCCAUCCUUGUGUUUUCCAGAUGUUUUGGACUUCAGUUCCCAGCAGCCCAAUCCUGCAUGCCUUAUACAUUCCUCCCCACACUAUUUUGCUUAUUGCGCAUACACUGCAAAGCCUGCUCUUGCACAUUCCAUAUGGUAGAAAUCUUUAAAUCUACUUUAAAAGCAGAGCGGGAUGGGUGCAUCAGUUUUGGGAAGAACAUCUUUGCUUAUGCGUAGCAUAGCACUGUGUCCAAGAACUCUGCGUAUGAACCAUGUAUCCUGCACUUAGGGCUGAUGCUGAGACUGUGAUGAUUUUAUCAACAAAGCUUUUGGGAUGUCCUGUGUGGAGAGCCUGAAUCUUUCAUCUGAGGGUGGGAGCCUGAAGUAUGUUUUAAGUCCAGACGACUCUUCAGAAAUUGUUUUUUAAUUGCCAAUAAUCAGAUAAAGGUGCUGUACUCUCAGGAUGCACAUUCUUACCCAACAUAAAUGCAACAUUUUGGCUUCCAACCCCAGCUGUUGUAAUGACCAGUUUGAGGCAUUGCUGGCACCGUAGCCAGUGCCAAAAGCAGGCAUGCAGAGAUUUUAUCUCGCCUCUUUUUAUAUAAGCAGAACUUUUUGCGCUAUGGCAGCUUGUAAACAGCCUUGAGUAUUGUAAGAUAGAAAGACGGUGUACAAAUUGAAAAUGAUGAUACUUUCACUUUUACAGUUUUAAUGUUCAGGCUAUGAUACAUUGCUCAGUUCCACAGAAAUUGUGAGGAAGUGGCUACGUUAUGUAGAACUCGUACAGCGCCAGGACAACACAGCACAUCAAAGGUGGUGAUAGUAAGAACUAAACUGGAACAUUUCUGGCUUGAAAAGUUUCAGAAUAUUUGCUCUGGUUUGCCAGAAGAAGCUUAGUCAUGCUGGUCACAUGAACUGGAAGCUGUCUGCGGACAAACGCCAGCUCCCUCGGCCAGUAAAGCGAGAUGAGCGCCGCAACCCCAGAGUCAUCCGUGACUGGACCUAACAGUCAGGGGUACCUUUACCUUUUAUGGGAUGUGGGUGGCGCUGUGGUCUAAACCACAGAGCCCAGGGCUUGCCGAUCAGAAGGUCGUCAGUUCGAAUCCCCGCGAUGGGGUGAGCUCCCGUUGUCCGGUCCCAGCUCCUGCCCACCUAGCAGUUUGAAAGCACAUCAAGUGUAAGUAGAUAAAUAGGUACCGCUCCGGCGGGAAGGUAAACACCGUUUCCGUGCGCUGCUCUGGUUCGCCAGAAGCGGUUUAGUCAUGCUGGCCACAUGACCCGGAAGCUGUCUGCGGACAAAUGCCGGCUCCCUUGGCCUAUAGAGCGAGAUGAGCUCCGCAACCCUAGAGUCAUCCGCAACUGGACUUAACGGUCAGGAGUACCUUUACCUUUUAUGAUCCACGCAUAGAUUGCUAUGGGUGUGACUGUCCUGAAAGUUUUGAUUGCACAAAUCAACUUGAAAGCGGCAGAGGACAAAUGAUCCUCUUAAUGUGAUUGGGAUGGACAUACAUGCUGCCGCAUUCAAGUUGAAAGCAUGUUCUGUUAUAUCUCUGGUUAACCUGUGAGGAGGGAGCAGGUGGAAGGAAUUCUGGAAAAUAAAAUAACUUAUUUCUAAGUAUCUAGUGUUUUUCUUCUUGGCUUGGAUAUUCUACUUCACGAUCAAAUUACAUAAGAUCUCUAAUAUGAGACAGUUCCUCUGAAGGCUGUUCAGGGUCAUAUGUAAAGUGUUGAAUGGCGGGCUUGAUGCUUCUUGUGUUCAGCUUAAUAUCUGAAUCUUAGUGCGUUGAAGGGGAAAAAAAUCUAUUAAUAGUAGCUUGUGUCCUUCCUGCUCCAGUGCCUUUUGACUCUGGAUUUCUUGCAUUUUGUAUGCCAGCCAAUGCAAGUUAUCUCACAUUUCUUGGGAGUUGUUGAAAAAAAUCAUCAAAAAAUCAUCUUAGUGCAAGUUGCCACAUAACUGUGUAUUCCUGUGCAAGCUAUGCUCAUCUUUAACCACAACCCAUUGGAGACUAAUUUUGGUUUGCUUGAGUGUCCUUGUAAAAAAACAUUCUACCAGGAAAAAAAUCACUUUCAUUUCAAAAGUUCUGAAUGUUAUUUGGUCAAUAUCUUUAGUUAGCUAAACAUCCCACUUGUAUUCCAACUUCAACCAGUUUCAUCUGAGCAGUUAAAUUUUGUCAUUUUAACACCCCCCCCCAAAAAAAACACCCAAUCACUUUUCAUUUGCUUUCUUCAUUCUUCUUUGGAAGCACAUCUGCAUUCCUGCACCCACCUUAAUCCAUCUUCCUUUCAAUGGAACCCAACACACUGGGCCUGAAUAAGAAUGGGCAAGCCUUUAUUUUUAUUUUUUUUAUAAUUGAUAUUUAUUAAAUUUUCAAAGAAUAACAACAAAAAUUUCCAAAAAAAAUUUGAGGAUACAAAAAACAAAAAUAGUACAUAAACAAAAAAGAAAAGAAAACCCAGCCACAAAGGAAAAAAAAAAAAGAAACAGAAAAACAAAAAUAUAAAGUCCUUUACAAUCUCUAUUGACUUCCUUUCUAGACUUCCUCCUCCUCCCCUCUUUCGUUUCUUAAUUUUUAAUUUUUACAGCAAAUCCUUUCUGUUUUUUCAUAUCAAUCUGUCAUUACGUUUCCUUAUUCUAUUUUCCCUCUUGUCAUAUAAAAACUUUAAAACUCAUAGCUUAUAUUCAAUAUUUACCAAAUUCUUGCAUCAUUACCUUUUACAAAUCAUUUACCAAUCCUUACUUAAGCCAUGUAAUUUCAUUCAACAUCCUUCAAACAUUUGUAAGCAUUCCCAAUAUUAAAAAUAAAAAAGAAAAAAUAAUAAGUCAAAUUCAGUCCAGUCAGCUUCCAACCUCCCUCCCCUGGACCCGGGAUUGUCAGUCCUUUUAACCUCGAUAAUCCGGCUCCUUAACCUGGUUGUCUCGUAUCCGAGGCCCUCAAGUCUCUUUCUUGCCCCUUUCGCCACUCUUGUUGAUGAUUCCUUUCCAGUCGUGGAUGCUCCAGCAAGAAAAUGCUUUUGACCCUUUGCAGCAAGUCCAUCCCAAACCCAUUGCCCAAGCCAGACAGCAAAUAAUACCACUUCAAAUUUCCACAAAGCUUGGAGACUUCGGCUACUCCAAUCCUCUGAUAGCCCAUCACCAGACUCGGAAGGUCCAAAUAACCAUAUGGAGGGGGUCGAUCCAUCCGCCCAUUUCCAAAUCUGACCACAUUUCAUCUUUCCGAAUCUGGUUUGUCCCAAGUUCAUUUAUCAAGUUCAAAGGCUGUUCUUGCCCGUCCAAAGGUCCCUCCAUCUCUGAAGCCUCCGUCACUACAGCAGGUUCAUAUGCUUGUAUAGCCUUUAACUGAAUUUCAUUUGUUUGCUGCUGUGCUCUGGUAACUUCCAUCAUCAAGGUCGUCUCCUGACGCAUCUGGUCCAGCUGGGCACUUAGUUUUGAAAAACCUUCCAGGAACAAUUGUUCAAGCCUUUGUACUAGCAUUGUCCUUCAAGGUCAAAGAAAAUUCUUUCCCACGACAAUAGUCCAAUAGUCCUCUUUUAAUCUCUCUGCGUUGCAAUUUCACUAAAUUCCACUAGAUGGAAAUUUUUUUUUUUUAUAAGGAAUAAAAGCAACAGCAACAAUCUUUCUUUUUCCAGAAACACUUUAUCCAAAAUUCCCCCUUCCAAAUUCAAGAGGCAACAGUAGAAUCAAAAUGUUACCCUUCUUUUAACUAACUGUCGAGCUGGAUAAACUUCAGAACGUCAAUUCUGACAGCCCGCUCCUGGUUCAGGGCGGUGGAAAAUUGCUUUAUUUUAAACUCACUUCCGCAGGAUUGAAAAGUCCAAAUACAACCCCUUCUUCUCCUGCAGUCAAAGGGGGUUCAGAAAUCUUAGAUGUUGAAUUCUAGUUCUCUUAGAAUUUAAUUUUCAAGCUUUAGUAUAUUUUGUCUUUGCUUUCUUCACAUAACAAAAGAACGGAAGGCGACUUCCUGUUUAGACCUUCCCAUUCCGAGUCCCAAUUAAGUUCAAUUUCAAGUCCAAUAUUAUUUGUUUAUUCACCAGUCUUAAAAGUGGUUCAACUCUUCCAAGAUCAGGUACUCACGGAUAGAUAUUUUAGAUGCCAAAUUGUCCAGGAAAAAGGCAGCGCUCUCCGAUAACGGCAGUGCGGCUUUGCUGCACGGAGGAAGCAGUCGACUCACAGCACCACGCACCUCCCACUCCGGAGCCCGUCUCCUGUACAAGGGGAGAGAGCGCUCUCGGUGCCCGCCGAGUCCCACGUCCACAGGCUUCUUCCGCCUGUGGUUUUUGCGGGUCCCCGCUGCGCCGUAGCGGCAGGACCCAAGCCUCCGUGCAGCGGGUUCACUUCAGUCCGAAGGGAAUUCCGCCAUUUUCCGGAGGCGCCACCCCGGAAGUCAAGAAUGGGCAAGCCUUUAAAGGAUUCUUGGGUCCAUGGUGUCAACAGCCAUCUGUUUCAGCUGAAUUAGGCCCUAAUAGAGUGGCAACUAGGUUCCCACUAGAUUUGCUGAAAGGAGGCAUAUGAGGAUGCUGUUUGGCAGAGUGGUAUUGACAUCUAGCUCAGUCGGUAGAGUAUGAGACUCAGGGUUGUGGGUUCGAGCCCCUGCAUUGUAGGGGGUUGGACUAGAUGACCAUCGUGAUCCCUUCCAACUCUACAAUUCUGUUAUUAUUUCUUGCUUUCCUGAAAAGGGAUUGAGGCACUGGGAAACUGUGGAAGGGAAAAAGGAUCCAUAGUGGGUUCCUUUAUUCUUGGUGAGCUUUGUCCUGCUGUGCACCAAGGAACAUAGGCUUGGAGACCAGGACCUUGUCUUCCAUCUCCCCCCUCUUAAUACCCUGUGUGUUUUUGCCUUUCUGAAGAAGACCAUUUUGAGAGAGUUUUUGUGAGAGUGGUCAUACACUGCUUAAUUUCCAUGCAGGUUAUUGAAAAAUUGCUAACAAAUUGUUUAUGUGUUGUUGUUUUUUAUCUUACUGGAUUUCCAUGGGAAAUAAAAAAUCUGGAUUAAAGUUGGGUUAGGGUUAGAGUUAGGGUUAGGGGAGAGAUACAGGCUGGAAUUACAUGACAAAAACAUUGUGUGAAUGUUGAAAGAAAUUUGCAUGAGCAAGUCCUCGUCCCGUAAUAAACACCUGUCUGGAAGUACCCCAAGUGUUAGUUGAGCAACCUUUGCAACAGGUUCCAUUGUGAAAAACAGCUUUCUCCAACCUGGUGUCCUCCUGAUGUUUUGGAUUCCAGUUCCCAUCGGUCCCAGGCAGCACAGUUGGCGGGGUGGGGGGGUCCCGGCUAGGAUGCCUUAAUGUAAUUGGGAUCAUGAACUCAAACAAUAGCCUGGGGUGGAUAAGCUCUAGAUUUUGCUGCACUUCCCAGCAGGCAGCAUGGCCCAUGGUCAGGGAUAAUGGGGGUGGUAGUUCAGAAGCAUCUGGACGAGGGCCAGAUGUUCCCCAUCCCUGCGACAACAUCUGUCUUCGGGGCAGGAUAACUGAGUACUCCCUGGGAGACAUUCUAGAAAUGGGGAAGUUUUUAUGCUCUGUGAAGCUUUUCUUCCUUACCCCAGUUGCCCUUGGGGUUGUGGUAGCAAGAUGUGGCUGCGGGAACCCAGCCAGAUGGGCGAAGCGUAAAUAAUAAUAAUUUAUUAAUUAAUUACGUGGGGUGGGGAGCUUGAAAGCAAUAUUUACAUUGCUUUGCUUUCUAUUUCCUCAAGCCUUAGGUGCACAAUUUGUACCCUAGAGGGAGCAGUUUCCCAUAAUUUGGGAGAUAACUACAGUAAUCACCAUCGCAAAGACGAAAGUAGAUAUUGUAUAACUUAACCGUUCAGACCACUUCAGGUCUGUGUGCUGCUGAUGGCAAUUGGGAAAAGAGACAACCUGGGUUUUAUUGACCGGGUAUUGUGCUGCUUCAUCUAAAUGGUUACUGCAAGUACUUUCCUACCUGGUACAUACUCAUUUGUGCUGCAGGAAGACUGAAGCAUCUUAAUUGUGAAGUGGCUGUGGAUAGUCAAGGGCUGAUGUAAAAUCUACUGCUAUACAUUAUGUAAAUCAGCCCUCGUGAAUUUGGGAGCUUACAACUCAUAUCAUCCCUGACUGUUAAUCCAUGCUGGCUGGGACUGAUGGAAGUUGGGGAGUCCAAAACCACCUGGAGGGCCACUGGUUGAGGAAGGAUGGCAUGUAGGCAUAUUCAAGUGUUAUGAGUGCAGAUCAGAAGAUGGUGAACAGCAGCAGCCCAGGUUCCUUGCUGGCCGCUGAGCCCCUUCCACCCUGCCGCUUAAGGAGCAGAGAGCACGUGGAGGAGCCUGAUGAGCAGCAGGGUAACUGUCUUCCCUGUCAGCACAGCCUGACCCUUUCAUAAAGAAAGCAGGAUGCUCUGGUAUUCCCUUGUGUGGUUGAGAGGGUGUUGCUUUGGCUGCCUUGCCUGGCACCGGGAAAGAGAAGGAAGCAUAGCUUUUUGCCAGGAGAAAACUUUGGCCUGCGAUGUCACACGGGUGCCUGGGGAUGCCCCACAUCUAACCAAGCCAAACAAAAUGAAAUUGAAAUAAGUGAGCUUCUAAGAAAUAUGGUUUGGGAUUUGGAAAAGAUGGGCUUGGUGCACACAAACCAGCCUCUACCUAAUGUGCCAUCUUAACUGGAAGGUCCAAGGAUUGUGUUUAAUUAUUAACUGCCUUUAGUUUCUUUUGAAAAGAGAAGGGAGAUAGAAAUAUUUUAAUUAAAAUUGUUUUCAUUUUCUAACCAUCAUUUUCUUGACAGACUCAACUAGAGUAAUAAGCUUCCCAGGGCUUUGACUUCCCCCCUGCCCCCAAAAACUGAUCAGUCAGAGAUAGUAGUAGAUAGUAGUAGUAGUAGUAGUAGUUUACAUAAAUUAAGGUAAAAUAAAAUGAUAAUAAAAGCAUUACAAUUAUUCUCCUAAAUAAUCAAGCCUGGUGAAAAAGCAGGUUUACCUAGCAUCUGAAAGAGCACAAAGUUGGGCUGAGAUGCACCUCAGUGGGAAAGUCAUUCCAUAGAUGCAGAGCCACCACCGAAAAGGCUCUUCUGUAGGUCCCGGCACUGCACACCCCAUUUAAUGCAGGAACAACCAGGACAGCCUCUUUCACUGACCUUAAAUACUUAGGCAGGCUGCUAUGGAAGAAGGUGUUUGCUCAGAUAUUUGGAACCCAGGAUUCUAAAUGUCAACCUAAGCACCUGGACUUAGGCUUGGAAGAUAACAGGUAACUGGUGCAGCUGUUUAAGAACAGGAGUUAAAUGUGACCAAUCAGCUGCUCCCAUCAGUACCCUGGCUGUACCUACUGUAGUAGAUGGUAUCAAAAGCUAUUGAGAAGUUAAAUGUGUACUCACUUUCAUAUUGUGGAAUCAAUUGUGGGGUGGUUCUUAAACUGCACAGUCAUCUUGCAGCUUGGCCAGAAGCUAAAUGGAAGUAAAACUACUUCUGUUUCAGGAAAACCUGCGGAUAGUGAGGCUGAAGGUGAUAGCUGGAAUUGGCCUGGCCAAGAAGGAUCUCCUAGGAACAAGGUAAGCAUCCAGUUCUCUCUACAAAGAGGAAGGGAGGAGGAAAUCAUGCACUGUCCCUUCUGAAAAAUCUCUUAAACUUACUUUUUCAGUGCCACUAUUAAGUGGAGUGUUAGUCAUGCUUGUUCCAGGGCUCCUUGCUCAACCUCUUGAUGAUUCAAGGUUGUACAGGAGUAAUGAGAAAAUGAUUUGACUCCUAUGUGGGAUCCCAGAUUCUACAAUGCAUACGAGACUGAAUGCAGGAAAUUAUGUCAUGUUCAGUCCACCCCACCCCCGGCAAAUGUUAUAAGAGGUUAGAGAAGGUAAGCUGUAGAGAUCUGGACUGACCUGAGUUUUGGGAAACCUUGAUUCAAAUCCCUGUUCUGCCAUGAAUCUCAUUCCAAAGAGAGGCACUUGCUGAGAAUUGAGACUUCUGGGGCACUUGUUUUCAAUUCUAAAAUAUACUACUAAAUAUAUUCCUCCUCUUCUCUGCUAGCUUAAGGUCAGCUGCAAAAUGGCCAUGUAUGAACCAAGGAGAAUGUUGGCUUAAUUUAUCCCCUUAUCUCUUGAUAGUGAAAAAACAAAACUUUUGGGUGUGUGGGAGAGUAUUAGUGACAUUUUGGCAUGGAUGGAUUGACAGAAUUUAGCAAUAUAGACCAAGGUAGGUCUCUUUAAAGGGGUUGUGAUGCCCAUAUCUCUUGCAGACAAGUAAUCCUAUUUUAACCGUUUGUGCUUGUAUUUUGUACAGUGAUCCCUAUGUGAAAGUGACAGUAUAUGAUUCAGCAAAUGGAAUCCUUACCAGUGUUCAAACAAAAACUGUUAAAAAGGUUAGACUUUGCACUUUCUUUGCAUAAUGAAUAGGUGCAAAAUCAAGCAAGUGACUUGAAAGUAGACAUUUACUUGUUGAAGCUCAAAUAGGUGUAAGAUGCAGUAGUUACCAAUGCAAAAUAGCAGCAGGAUAUAAGCAGAACAACAUACCCUUGUAAGAUGGCCACCUCCAACUUGGUGUGACACUUGAUGGUUCCUUGUGGAUUUUUUCAACAGCUACUGCAAACAUAGUAACUAUGUAAGAGAUGUGUUUUUCCUAAAUCAGACCAGAAAAACUGUACCAGAGUCUGAUAGCAACCCAUUGCUACUAAUUGGACUCCUCCAGAAUCUGUCUCUGGGAAUCUUUUUAACAAAACAUAAUGAACUAUGUUGUCUACUUACAUUUUAGCCACAGAAACAUAGAUGUUGAGAUCUGCCUAUAGAAGGUGACUUUCCCACCCGCUCCUCUUCCUGGCACCCUCCUCCCUCAAAAAAACCAAGGAGUUUCCCUUCCUGCAAGGGUUGGGAGGUCCUUCUGAAUGGAUGGGCUCUGAGGGAGAAGGACCAGGUUUCCUCUUAUCUUGCUUUAGCAGCUCAGCCCGCCUCACUCAGCAGGAGCCUUUGGGAUGUACUUGUGGAUAGAGAAGAGAGUGAGAGCUCCUCCUCCUGCCCACCCUGUUCCCUGGCCAGUUCUCUUGGUUGUUUUGAUGCUUUUUUCUAAUCUGCCAUUUGCAGAUGCAGUUGAUAUCCUCUGGAGUUGCUGAUUUGUAAAUGCACAUCUCCUAGUACCAAAAAAUUGUACUUGCAACUUCGGAAUGGGUCUGUGCCAAAUAAGAUACUGGGGGAAACUGAAUGGCAGAGAAUAAAUACAUUUAUAAACCCCCAUGGAAGGAUGGACUCCUCUGGAACCACAGCAUUCUUUCCAAGUUCUUUUCCUUGCAAGGGUCAAAGGAUAUAGGUGCGGUUGGCCAGCCUUCCUUCCUGUUUGGUCUGCUCAUAGGCAUAAAGGUUAGCUGACGUUCAGUGCAAAGUUCUCAAAUAAGACAGUGUGCAUUAUUGAAGGGAAAUUGUGGAAGUCAGCUAUUUUUAGUUCUCGGUAGGCACCUAACUAAGACAGUAUGUCAGGUCUGUGUUUAGUACAGCUUGUCAGAUCCACAGUUUUGUUCAUCUCUUCGAGGCAGUUCAAAGUGAAUGUGCUUCGUGACACUGGGGCGCUUUGAGGGCCAGAGGCUGAAAUGAAGCACUCAGGUGUCUGUUGCAGCUGUAUCAGCUCUCCUUGCAGCUGGGGUGAUGCUAUCUAGUUCUGAAUGCUUUUUCCUUGCUGGCGAUGCCUUUCCAUCGGCAACUGCAUACUCUGAUGCUAAUGCUGGUCUGUAUUUGUAGUAGCAGAGCCAUCAAAGACCUUUGCCUGAGAUCGUGGGAAAUUAUUUUCAGGUAGACCAACCUGAUGUCCUUCAGAUGUUUGGGGCUACAAAUCCAAAAGUCAGAUCGCAUGUUUGUGAGGGAACCAACUGUCCUAAAUGGCUGAUGGCAUCCAAAACAUUUGGAGGGGUACCAGGUUGGCAGAGGCAGAGCUAGGUAGGUAUUUCUGGGCUAUAAGGGCCAAGUGAGAAAAGGCAGCUGCGUUUGUCUUGUAGUAAUUUACUCUUUCUUUACUUGCAGACGUUGAAUCCAAAGUGGAAUGAAGAGUUUUUCUUUAGAGUAAGUGAACCUUGUUGCAUGUUGAAGUGACGACUGAGCAUUGUAAUCCAGCAUAAGUCUGUUGUGAUUAAUGCCCUUUAAAGUUACGUGGUGUAAUAGAAAGCAACGUUGUACUUUCUAAAGCUCCUUUCCUACCAAGCCAACUCACCAGACGUUAACUGUUUCUCCUAGGUCAAUCCUCAGAAGCACAGAUUCCUCUUUGAAGUGUUCGAUGAAAACCGCUUGGUAGGUGGACUUUUUGUUGUUUGGGAACAAAAUCGGAAUCCUGUACAUUUUCUUGUGAUGUGUUUUGGAUUUGUUGCCAACCGUGGCACUGUGACAUGCAAGCCAAUCCCUGCACUUUUGGGGUUAUUUACAUUUUUUUUUGAAAUGUUCCACAUUUCACUACUUGUAGUAGACUCACUAGUUGUCCAAACACUUUCAGAUCUGUGGUGUGGCCUGGUAGCCAGAUUUAAAAGGAGAAGGGAGCUUUAAUGGGGAAUUGAUACCAUGCUGGUGAAGGCAACACUGGAACUGAUUUCAUGGAAAGAUAUAUGUAUUGUGUGAUGCUCUGAACAAGGAACCUCUGGGCAGCUGAGAGUACUAGAGAAGCGGUGGGCAACCUGUGGCCCUCCAGAUGUUGUAGAGUUUGAAGGGACUCUGAGGGUCAUUUAGUCCAACCCCCUGCAAUGCAGAAAUCCUGCCCACAGCCAUCCCUGGGUGGGCUUGAACCACCAGCCUUCUGGUUAACAGCCAGACACACUGACCCAUGUUGUUGGUCUCCCAUCAGUCUGACUCCCUCAACCAACAUAGCCAGUGGCCAAGGAUGAGUUGUGGCCCUCCAUCCAUGUUCUAGGAGAAAACAGAGACCUAAUAAGACCUUGUUAGUGGAAACUGUCACAACCAGCUAACUUCUGUUGCUUUUUCCAUUUGGCAUACUCUAUUCUUUUCACUCACAAGACCCAGCUAAGAAUUAAAUUGGCUCUAGCACAGGAUUUUUGAAAACUGUUUCUCUUCCUCACAGAGAAUGUAAAAUGCUGGCUUUAAUGGAAAACUCCCUGAAAAUGUAGUAAAGGUUAAAUAAAUACCUAACAGAAAAUAUUCAGUCAUGUGAUUUACACAGGAAUAAAUGGUGCAGUGUUCUCUGCUGCCUGCAGUUUAAUUCUGUGUUGCUGUGGUGGGAUUCAGAAGUGUGUAGUGUGUAACUUCUGGGUGUUUAAAGAUGUCUGUAACUGGAUGAAUGUUUGCUGGCUAGCAUAGAUGUUGGAGCAGUGCAUUUUCCUCAAAGUGCCACUAGGUGCCAGGAAAGAAUCUGACUUAGGAGCAGCGGUGGCAGCAGCACAAAAGAGAAAAGGCAAGACGUAAAUGACAGUCAUGAAAGUUAACAUUUCAAGCAGAUCUCCGGUAUACUCCCAUUUGAUUUCUACCACUGUGAAUGUGCUCUUAAUAGAGGAACUGCUUGUUUUGGUGGUGUUACAGCAGAAAUGGUAUUGAAUGCCUUGGUUUCAUAAGCAGCUAGGAGAAUUGUUUGGUUUGGUUCCAGACCGUAAUGUUGGAAUACUGAAAUUUGCUUUCAACAGAUUUCUAAAUGGAACUCUUAUUACAAUUAUAUCUGUCUACGAAGGGAAUGUUUUUCCACACCUUGUAUAAAAAAUAUCUGUUUCUCUCAGAGCUCAAGCACCAGCUAAUUGUACAAACAGUCUGCAAAUGUUAAGCUAUAAAAGUAUGGGCAGAGUGUAAAAAAAAUAGUGCUAGCCCUUCCAAAAUAUGCUGGUUUCUUGGGGACCCACCCAUGGUUUUUCAUCUGUUCAGUUGCUUCUCAUCAUUAAGCUUGCCCACCUCCUUCAAAUAUGAAAGGGCUGUUUUUCUCAGUAGCUGCCUUUAAAUUAAAUGUAUGCAGUAAGAACUUCUCUCAAACUGAAGUUCCUUGCUACUUUAUGCAGGGCAUACUCUUAUCCAGUUACUAGCACUAUUGAUCUUUCAACAGGGAAUCCUAGAUUUGAUAAUUAUGUGGAACUUGGUUCCUACCAACUUCCUGUAACUCUACACCGCUGGGUAAAAAUAUUAGUGGUCAUACACUGCUAAAGAAAGCACAGACCCAGAUUCAGCCAGGGCAGCCGGGGGAAUCUGUAGGAAGAACUGCUGUUGAAUUAAUUUGCCAUGGAAGGGUAGAAUUCAGACAAGGCUUCCAGUGUUGGUCCACUGCAGCUGAGUUGAGCUUUAAAGGUCGCUUGGCACUAAGCGUUUUGUGAGUGAAUGUGCUCUUCACAACAAGCAACCCUGGGCAGGCCAGAGACGGUAGUGUGGCAGGAAUGACUUGCUAAAUUCAGAAGGCACUCUGGCUAACAGCUACCUGCAUUUCUGUGGUCUUCAUCUGUUAUACUGAAGAUUAACUAGCAAGUGAUUGUGGGCAGCUGCUUUCCACUUAAGAAGAAGAAAAAACUCUCUGACCUUUAUCUUUGGAAAUGAGGACAAAUGGCAAGGCAGUUGAGGCUGCAUUUUGCAGCUGAAAGGAGUCACACGGAUCCGUUAUUAGAGACCCUUGGAGAUGGCUGGUAUAAAGAAGAUACUCGCAUGUACACCCAAAGUCCUGAGUCGAAUGCUGCCCCUUACGUUGUUGAAAUGAAGCGGAAUCCCAAUCAAAUGCAGGAAGAAAACAAACUGCCAGUUUCGUCCCGAAAACCCAAGCGGAGUGCUUCGCUGAAGAUUUCCUUGCAGACUUCUAGAGGCAAUGGAUGUUUGCAGCCCGUGGCCUUGGAAGACCAUACUUCCCUGGUCAGCCUAAGGAAGAAAGGGGACUGUUGUAACAGGAAUGCGACUGUCAGUCAGUCUCACCAGCUAACAAAUGGCAGCGGUCUGGCUGAUACUGCAGCGUUUGGGGUUCCCAGUAGUUUCUCAGCCAGUGACAAAGGAGCCUACAGCAGCGCAGGGAGUGACUAUGGGUCGUGCACAAGUACCACAAGUGAUGGCGGGUCAUAUAGCAGUAGCAUCAUCAGUGACAGCAGUAGCUGCCCCUUUUCUGCUGGAGAUGCCUGUCUUUUUUCUGGUAACAUGGUCUCUGGCAGCUCUGCAGGUCGAAGCACCAACCACAAAUCCUCCACUCCCCACAGGAGCAGCACUGCGCAGAAUAGUGUAAGCAGAAAUAUUUUUGACCAAGAAGACCCAGAGCAAGCUGAGAGGGCAACAAAGCUGCCAUCAGCGAGAGAGACAAAUGUUUCCUUACGACGCUGCUCUUCUCUGGUCAUUUUCCCAAGGAGUCCUUCAGAUACGCCGCCAAUGUCUCCAGCGUCUCCUCCGCCAACUCGGCGACCCUCUCAAGUGUCUCAUAGUGAGCAGGUGCAAAGUGAAGACAAGGCCGUGUCCGGGGGGUCCCUCUCUACUGUAGUCAAUGGAUUUCGGCUUUCUAAAGGUUCUUGUUUUCCUAAUGAAAGUAGGGAUGUUAGGCAACUGCAUUUGAAUAGCUCACUGUGGGAGAGAACUUGCUGUGAGCAAGGCACCUGUGAGGAAAUACCAAAUGGAGGUUCUUGUAUUUCAUUUCACCUCUCCCAUGGAGCACGAGCACCGAAGGGUGACACCGUGUCCUCUUCCAGCGGACCCUCCAUAGCAGCCUACCCUAAUCGAAGAGUCAGACAUACAGCAUCUGCCUGUUUGCCCUCGAAUUUGGAGGAUCAUGCUAGCAUAGGAACUGAAGAAAGAUCAUCUGCGUGGAGGAGCAAGCCCCAUCAUGGCCUACAGAGGAGCCUCUCACUGGGAUCAUCCCAGCCUUCAUUUCUAUCCAGUUUUAAAUACAGUUCCAAGGCAGGAACGUCACAUUUACACAUACAGUUUGGAUCCGAGAGAGAGGGGAAGCCUAGUGGAGUUCAAAGGAGUACUUUGAGGAAACCUCUUGAGGUGAGUCCCUAGCUCCAAAAAGAGUGAUCUCUUGCAUGUGAUGGUUUUUAUGUACACUAAAAUGGGGCUAAACGUCUGUGGAACAUAUUUUAAAGCCUUUUUUAUUGUAUUAUAAUUAAUAGAUCACUACAGUGAAACACACGUGUGUUUAAAAUUGGCAAUCUGGUUUUAGCUGUAUGUUAUUAAUUACUGGUUUUGCAGUGACUUUACUGUACUUGGGUUCCCUUCCUAUGACUGUCGCUACUCUCUGUACCUAAAAAGUUUAAACUGAUUUCCACUAUCAGUUUUAUAAUAAGCCUUCAGACCUCAAGGGAGCACAUAGCAUGUUAUAUUCUGCUCAUCAAUCUUCAUUUUACUUUAAAACUCUUAACAAGUUACACAUAUUUAACAGAAAGGGGGAAGCAAGGUGCUUGUUACUUAACUGAAUUUUAGUGAGUUUUGUUUCAUAGUUGUGUUUUAAAAAUAGCUGUCUCAGGUCUCAGGAGAAGAUAGGGCUGAAUGUCAGAAGAUAUAAAUAUUUUAAAAAACAAUUUAGCAACCUUCGGCCUAGAAGUGUACUCUGGAUCAGAAAAGGGGCAUAACUCCCCCCCCCCCCCGCUUCCACAGAUUGCUAUUUUAGUAAUGCUACUUGCUGAAUGAACUGUGAGCUUUGCAGACUGGUGUGGCAUGAGAGGCGGGAAAUGCCCAAUCGAUCAGCAGCACAUUCUUUUAGCAGCUGGUUGUUAAGGAGUUCUCAUAUGGCACUAAUUGUGCAAUCACAGCAGAAGAGAUUGUUGGCUUCAAUUCAUAUAAUUCUGGAAAUUAAUUUCAGGGCAAACAGUUUUUUUCCUGAUACCCUAAUCUUGUAUAAAUAGCAGCUGUGAAAACAUUUUAAGAUAAUUUGUUAGGAUGUCUUGCUGCUGUGAUAGUAGUUCAUCUAGAGACAGAUUUAAAAUCUGACAUGAAAUGCAGAGCAUUAGUAACAGUAGUCAAAUAUGGUUUUGAUGCCAGACUGUGUUUCAACAAGAGCUUGUGCACUUAUGCAAAAUAUAUCCAUACUUGCAUAAAGACUGCUUGGAUCUGGGUCUCAAGUCAAAUUGGUGCUUCAUUAACUGGGCAAUGUGAAAAGAACCCUUUAAUGCAGUGAUUCCCAAACUUGGGUCUCCAGCUGUUUUUGACUACAACUCCCAGCAUCCCUAGCUAGCAAGACCAGUGGUCACGGAUGAUGGAAACCGUAGACUGAAAACAGUCGGAGACUCAAGUUUGGGAAGCACUGCUUUAAAGCCUAUGGCCCUUCAGAAGUUGUUCACCUGUAACUCCCAUCAUCUGCCCUCACCAGGGGCCACGCAGGCUGCUGGGAGUUAGAGUUCAUCAACAUCUGGAGGGCCACAUGUUCCCUACUCUUAAAUUUGGGUAGCCAAAAAAGAAAUUUGAAACAGUGCUGUAUGACCACAUUCUUAUUAAGUUGCAGCUGAAGGACUUCUGUGUUAAAUAAGCACUGUUGGAAAAGUAGCCUUCCCAAACAAUUUUGUUAAAUAUAAGUGUCGUCUCUAAUUAUAGUUCUGUAUUGUGAUUCAUUUUAAAAUUAACAGUCCUGAAAAUACUUCCUUGACUCCAGUUAGUCUGGCCUAGUAUAACGAUAUGCUGAGUCUCAUUUCCAAUUUAACAGGAUGAUAUUGGAGUCACAUUUAGUAAUGUCAGCUAUCUGUGCCGAGUGUCAUGAAAUUAAAUUUGUGCUUGGGUUUCAGACUUCAGUGUCUGCAGCAGCAGCAAAAGGCCUCUUGCCUGCCUGCUCUGUAGGUCUACUUGCUGAGAGUUAAGCUUCCCGUUCUCCAUAUUCCACAGCAUUUUUGUAAGGUUUCUGUGCAGUACUUAGUGAGGAGCAUUGUUUUGCUGUCGGCUCCUGGAGCUUUGACUUGAAAAGUUUGGGAGAGGGAACAAGCCACACAUGAAGGAUACAGCUAGAGUUUUGCCAGGUGGAGAGGAGAAUGGGAAGGGGUUUUUUGUGCGGGGUGUGUAUUUGAUAGUUUCCACCUUACACAUACACACACCGUUUGCCAGUACCGUGCUUGUCUUGGCCUGUUGCUGGUAUCACAUGCUGCAAUAACCCUGGGGAGCAGAAGAGAACGCUGGGAACAGCUGGCCCAUAUCAAACUGAUUGGUCCACAAUUUUAUAAAAUAUACAUUAACAAGGCACAGCAAGUCACCCCAGCAGGGGACACCAAAAGGAAGGCACCAAAGAAAAUUGUCCCUUUGGGUUGAGUUACUCCUUUGGGCAGCAGUGAAGUCAUAGACCUCACAUUCUGAGAUACAUUUUUUUUGAGAGGUUGGGUAACUCUUGAGUGAGAAACAGACGUAACGGAGUGUGUGGGGUGAGUUUUCAACUUAGCCUCAGGGAGAGGAGGAGUGCUGGGGGGAACAGCUGCUUUGGUGAGAGCUUAGAUCAGCUGUUCCCGGUUACACACUUGGAUAACGGGGAAUUUGUGAUGUGAGCACAGGAUGAGUGUGGUGGGUUGUGUUGGAAUAAGCAUGCUGGGGUGACAUGGGGGGGAAUCGGUAUCCUAUAACAAGUUAUUUCUGGGAGGGAAGAUAUGUUAUGGCGAACAGAAAAAUAGAGGGGGAAUGUGGCACCAGACCUUUGGCUCUACUGACCCCAUUUUGCAGAUAACUGGUCAUUUGGCUACUGAGGCUUCUAGCCCAGUGCUGCUGUUGAUCAAUAAGACAUCUGAUAACUAGAAAGCCCCUGGGCUGUAAGGUCCUGUACCUGUUAGGCUUGUCAUUGAGCAUGCUGCUGAAAGGGCCUAAACUUGCUCUGUGCCCCUAUGUGACCCUGAAUCAGUUUCUUUGGAAUCUUUGUCCCCAACCAUCUUGUCAAAUGCCCUCGUAUUUGCAUGUCCCAGAAGGCUAGCAGUUAUACAGGCUGUUAGUGUCAAUGCUACAAAAUCUAGAUGUUUCAUCCUGGCCUUUGCAGAUGUUAGUAAAUACUCUGUGGUAAGGACGUCCAGCUCCAAACAGAUAAGCAUCUUACAGGAUUGGUCUUUUUGGAAUGUUAUAUAUAACAUUCCAAUAUAUAAUGCAGUGAAACUGAGAUGGUAAGAAGAAUAUUCUGAGGCCCUGUCUUGCCAGUCUUUCCCCACCUCCACUGUUGUGGACUGGUGUCCCCAAACCAAGGUUAAACAAAACAAGGUGUGAUAUAUUCUUGGCAUUUUUUAGUAAACUGUUGAUAGGCAGGCCCUGUAACUUACUUCAGCAGCACAACUCUGAUUUUCUGGUAAUACUAAAGCUGAUGUUUGGCUUUCUCUGUGUAAUACAUUUUUUUACAAAUAACUUCCAUUUUCAAGUCAUGCAAAUUAUUGCAUUCUAUUUCUUCACAAUGAUCUUUCUAGGACUGACUUGCAAGUAAAUAUGACUAGGUUUUGCCUGUUACUUAUCCGUUGCCUUUACUGUUCUCAUUCUGUUUUUUAAAAAAAUAAUAUUUAUUAAUUUUUCAACCAUUUAAACACAACAAAACAGAAAAAGCAACAAAAAAAGCAUAACAAAAUAAGACACAAACCAUUUAAAACACAAAACAAUUUCAAUAUCUUAUCUUUCAUUCCCUUAUUUCCACGACCUCCUCACACCUCCCUUUUUGUAUUCCACUCCUGUUAAUUGUUUCAGCAAUUCCUUUCCAUCUUCCUCUGUUUUCUAUCCUAUAAUUAUCUUAACAUAUUCUAACCUUAUUUUUCCCUUUAAUACUCUGUUAAUCUAUUUAUACUUGAUUCCUUAUAGCAUUUCUACUAGAGCCAUAUAACUUCAUUCCAACAUUUUUCUAACAUUCAUUAUUUUUACAGUAUUUCUAUAAAUAGUCCUAAACUUUUUCCAGUCUUCUUCCACCAACUCUUCUCCCUGGUCUCGGAUUUCUGCCAGUCGUUUCCGCCAAUUCCAUAUAGUCCAUCAACUUCAUCUGCCAUUCUUCCCGAAUAGAUAAAUCUUGUGUCUUCCAGUACUUCACAAUGAGUAUUCUUGCUGCUAUUGUUACAUACGUGAAAAAAGUUCUAUCCUUCUUUAACACCAAUUGGCCGACCAUGCCCAGGAGAAAGGCCUCUGGUUUCUUCAAAAGGGUAUAUUUAAAUACCUUUUUCAUUUCGUUAUGAAUCAUCUCCCAAAGUUUCUUAAUCCUUGGGCAUGUCCACCAAAGGUGAACUCUAAUCCUCAAAUUCGUCUGUUUUUCUUUAAGUUCUUUAAGUUCAGUCAUAGCACGUGUCAACUUAUGUUCAUCAAAUUGCUUCUGUAGGGCUGGGGCUCUCUUUCUCUUUCUCUCCAGUUGUGUUACUUUACAUUCAGCAACAACAGCUUUUUCCCUGGCUUCCUCCGCAGUUUGCCGUAUCAAAGUAGGUUCCUGUAUCAAUUUCUGGGUGGUUUCUAUAUUGGUAUUAUUUUUACUUUCUGUAUUUAGGUUAAUACUAGUAAUUGAAACAUCCACUUUCGCAUUUAUCGUGUCCAUUUUCCUGUUAAGCUGAUCCAAUGAGUCAUUUAUCUUAUAUAAUGCAGCCACUAAAGCCUCUUCUGUCGACAUUCCUCUUGGUUUUAAAUAUACUGGUACAAAGGCAGCAACAGAAGGAGCGGAGGGGCCUGAUGAUGGACCUCUUCUGGAUUGUUGCCAAGUCCUCCCAGACCUUAAUGUUUUGUCAGCAGUUGACUAGUCUGUUUUUCCUCUUCCAUUUACCAUAACACUUAAAGGAUUCAAGGUCAGUCCCAGAGUCUCACGAUUUUUAACUUGCAGCUGGAAAUUCCCCUAGCCCAGCUCUUGUAAAACAACCGGUUUCAAAGGCUUCCACUAGGGGGAAACAGUUUCUAUUUGUAAUAGUCAAUAGUAUCCUCUUUUAAACAAUCCAAAAUUAGUUUCCAAUUAGUUUCAAUUUUCAGUUACUUUUACUCCUUUUUAAAGCAGCUGGAGACAGUAGAAACAAUGUAUUUCUCUUGUUUAACUAGCUGUCAAUGAACGUUCUAAACGCUGUCAAUGAACAUUCCAAAAGACGUCAGUCCUGCUAGCAGCCCGUUUCCAGGGUCAGAGCGGCAGUGUUUUAAAUCUCUUCACUCUCUCCCACAGGCAUACUCAAUCCGCAACUUCCCCCUCUCUUUUCCUGCCUCCAAGAGGGGGUUUAAUGUUCUUUCCUGAUGGAAAUUUAAUCUUUUACGAAAGGCUUUCCAGGACUCCAGCUUGCAACUUCAUUGCCUCAGUCUAUUUACAAAAGGGGAAGGCGGACUUCCUGUUUUGAACCUCCCCGUUACGGUACCAAAUUAAACAUUUAGAAAUCCAAUUCUUCCACUUCAGCUCUACUCACGGGUAAUUACUUUAAAGUCAAAUUGUCCACAGGAAAAGGUCAGCGCUCUCCGGCAACAGCUAUGCGGCUUCGCUCCGUGGAAGAAGCAGACGAUUCGAUGCACUGCGCCGCUCACCCCACGUCGCUCCGGAGCCCCAAAAACCGGGGUUCCCCGCGAGUGGGGGAGGCGCAAAAGGUGCCCGCCGAAUCCCACGCUCACAGGCUUCUCCCGCCUGUGAUUUUAACGGGUCUCCGCCUUCACCGUGGCGGCCAGACCCAGAUUCCCACGGAGCAGAUUCCUCCCAGUCAGAGGAAUUCCGCCAUUACCGGAGGCACCUCCCCGGAAGUCUACUGUUAUCAUUCCGUAACCUUCUGGACCUUGGCUCAGGAUCUUGAGAGCCUUGUGCCCCCUUAAUUCCUGUCACCUAUAUCCUCCCAGGUGCUUCUGAAAACUUGUACCUGAUUGAGAAGAACCUGUGAAGUUGCAUAAAGUUAUUGGUGUCCCUGCACAAAUGUUUAUCCAGUGUCCUGACUCUGAGGGGAUGAAUUUCCUCUGCAGGGUGUCUAAUUUAAACCAAAGCCUCCUUGGCAUGUGGACAUCUCUUUCUUCUGGAGUACAUCCAGUGAUAUAUCAAGAACUCUUUGCUUCCUAUCCUCUGCAAGGAUUAACUGUAUUCUUUACCAAAAGGAAACCUAGCAAGUACCUAGCACAAUUACUCACAAACUGUUCCUGGUAUUUCUGUGCUCACUGCAGGAGUGUGUGUUUUUGUACAAACUUCAGCAUGCAUCUUACUGGCCUGAAAAAAAUUAUCUCAUAUUAUUUGUAGCUGCCAGAAUGAAAUAAGAACUGAAGCAAAUUAUGAAAUAUGGGAGGAACUUGAAGUGGUGCCGGGGCGGAGGGGGAGAGAGAGGAGACUGAAGUGGUGGUGAAGUUCUCAGACCUUGCUAGAGACAAGAGAGCUGUUUAACUCUUCAAGACAAGCAUAGUCAAGUGUCUGACCUUGUCCAUGGCAAGCAGAAGGUCCCUUGGAAACACAGGCACUAAGAAUCCGUAGCCUAAGGGGGAAAGUGUAUCCUGGGAUAUAUAUUGUGUUUCCCUCUAGAGGUCUAUGUUUUGAGCCCCAUUAAAACAGCAUUAGAUUCCAGUAUAAAAGAUGGGGCACUUGACAUCUGUAUAAAUUCUAAAUAAUUUUUAAUAACCUUGGGCUAUUAAAUAGAGAGUAUGAGAAACAGAAGCUCCAGCUUUCCCCUAGGUGGACAAGUGACAAGUAUUUGGCAAUGCAGUCUUAUUGUGUGUGUAUAUAUCUGAGGACCAGGAUACCCAAAUCACCAUCUCGCCCAACUAGUCCCUGGUCAUGGGUUAAGAAAGGUAAACUUGUUUGUACAGUAUCUCUAACAGUUUUGAGAUAUGCCAGUGGGCACAUUCAUCUUUUAGUUGGGUCAGCUCUGAAAUGUUAAAAAAGAAAAAUGCUAUUUGGACCCAGGCAAUAAAAGCAAAAUGUGAGUACAGUGGUACCUCGGGUUACAAACACCUCGGGUUACAAACAUUUCGGGUUACAGACUCCGCUAACCCGGAAGUAGUACCCCAGGUUAAGAACUUUACCUCAGGAUGAGAACAGAAAUCGCGUGGCGGCGGCACAAUGGCAGCAGAAGGCCCCAUUAGCUAAAGUGGUACCUCAGAUUAAGAACGGUUUACUUUUGAGUAAAUCAGAACAAAUGUCUAUUUAUAAACUUUCUUCCAUUAUUCUUGGUGGCUGAUGCCUUUGUUCUCUGUGUGGACCUGCCUCGAGAACACACAACACAUUUUGGGGGGUGGGGGGCUUUUGCUCAGACAGAACCUUUUCUUAAAGGUUGCAUGCCAUUAAUUGUUUUUUCUCUUCCUAGACAAGAGAUGAUUUUCUUGGCCAAGUAGAUGUGCCUCUCUGUCAACUGCCGGUUUGUAUUUGUUUAAAAAUAAUCUUUUGCUCUUCAGUUCAAAAUUCCUCUGUGUCUUUUUAGUACCUUUUUGUCUAUUUUUUGAAGAGAGAGAGAGAUUGUCCUGGGUAGGUGGUACCUUUGACAGAAAGCAUUUGCAGCAGCAGGUAAACUGAACUUGAUUAUCCUGUGUAACCUGCUGUGCCCUGUCUCGCCAGAGAGGUACAUGCUUUGGUUAUCUCCCUCUUGGACCACUGUCCCAACAGACAGGAUAUCUUAAAAAAUGGCUCAGCUCCUGGAUUCAAAAGUAGUGAGGAAGACAUGACAUCCCUACUUAAAAAGUGUGAGGGCUACAGAAGGCAGAUAUCUUAAAGAGAGACACCUCUGGCAGGGUGGAGCUGUGGCUCAACAUCUUUUCCAUUGCGAUGAGCAUGGACUGUUGCUGCUGUAAAACAGGAUGUUCUUUGGAGAAGUGAACACUCUAUAAAUUCUUUUCUCAAUGGAGGAAAGCAUCGGUAUUAUUUGCUUGGGUGAAGAAAAACCUGAAACUGUUGUUUCAUUUCAGACAGAGAAUCCAACUACUGAGAGACCAUAUACGUUUAAGGAUUUUCUUCUUCAUCCAAGGAGGUCAGUAAACAUCAUACCUGGAAAGCACUGAACACCCUGAUCUGCACUGUACAUUAGCAUGAGCGUGUUCUCUCUCAUUCUUGGUGGGAAUGACCUUUCUUCAGGAAACAUGUCCUUCCGUUGUCCUGUGGCCAGCCGGGUACCUCUGGGAAACCUACAAGUGCAAUAGCAGUCUUGUGUCAACUGGUAUUCAUAGGGAACCACACACCCAUCAUGAGUAGCACCAAUUGAUGGCCUUAUCCUCCUCCAUGGAUGUGAUUAAUCACUUCAUAGAGCUGUACAAGUUUGGUUGCCGCUGCUGCAUCCUGUGGCAAUAAAAUCCAAGCUUAGCUUUGCAAUGUGUGAAGAAGCAGCAGCAAUUCCUUUUGUCUGGCCCAAAUAUCCUGUCCAAUGAAAGUGAAUGGCGAGGCAUUUCAGGACAGACAAAAAGAAAGCUUCCUUCACACAGUGCAUGGUUAAAAUGGACUCCACUGAUCCUAGAUGGCAUGAUGGCCAUGAACUUGGACUGCUGUACAAGAGGAUUAGACAUAUUCAUGGAGGAGGGAUACGGCUAUGUAUCAGAAGCAGUAUACCUCUGGCUACCAAUUGUUGGGGAUUGUAAGUGGGAGAAUGCCAUUGCACAGGGUUCCUGGUUGUGGGUUUCUCAUAAGCAUCUGUGAGAGCCGGCCAGGUAGGCCUUUGGUCUGAUCCAGUGUUAAGGCCAUCUUCUGGUGGGCUUCCAGCUGCAGGAAUAGGAUGAAAAAAUAGGAGGCAGCCUGGGUGGGUAGAUGAGGUAAUGGCUACUAGUCCAGCAUGAGCCAGGCACUAUUUAGAAAUGUUUGCAAGUGUUGGCAUUUUAACAGGCUCACAAACUUUUACAAUCCCACCCCCCUCUGCUGCAGCCAUAAAUCCAGAGUGAAGGGGCAUCUCAGGUUAAAAAUGACCUACAUACCUAAAAACAAUGGAUCUGAGGAAGAUGGCACAGAACAGGCAGAAGAGCUAGAGGUGAGUGGUUUGGUCUUUGGUGUGAAAUGUGGCCUGAUCUGGUAUGAUGAAUUCAGCCAGCACAUGGGUUUCAGGUGACUUUAGUCAUCAGAAUGAAUUCAGCCUCUGGCCAUGUUGAGAAGGGGUCUCUACUGAGUAUGUGCCACAAGAUUAGCACCCGCUGAAAUUGGAUCAGCAGCAGUUCUUGAAUAGGGGUUUCCAAACUUCAUUCAAAUGGUCUGUGGCAUGCCUGUGAAUUUGCAGUUGAAGGUGGGAGGCAGUUCAUCCAUUGUGUUAAAUAUUUAUAUUGAUUUCUGAUUGUAUUUUUAUUGCCUCUUUUAUUUAUUAUGUUGCAUUCCACAAAAUACAAUCUUUAAAAAAUAAAAGAAUCAAUAAAAAUACAAUUUAUAAAUCAUCUAUGCUUCUAUGAGAUUUUUAAUUGAGGGGGAAAUGAGUGAGUUGAGAUAUCUGAGUGGCAGACCCCAUCACAACACCAGAGUUGUUACAAGCCCCAUAUAACACCCAUGUAUUCUUAUCAGCAAUCCUUCAUAUAAUCUGAUAAUUCAUUGUCAGUAUCUCAUUCAAAACAAUUAGGAUCCAUCUGACUUCAAUGACGGAUCAGAAUGUUUGGUGUUUUCACACCUACAGUAGAAGCAUUUUAAGAAAAUAGACUUUUCUGGUGUCUGUAUCUGGUUGGAAGGCAUGAGAAAUGCCUCAUGAUGGGAACAUGGCCUGUCUUGAGUACUUGGCUGCAUGUGCAGAGGCAAGAUUCAGGCAGCCAUCGCAGUGUUGAUGCCAUUGUUCAUACAGCUUUCUUAGCCGCCCUUCAACAUAAGGUCCUGGGCAAGUUAUAACCACAUAAACCAUCUGCUCUUGUUGUUUGCAGCCUGGCUGGAUUUUAUUGGACCAAGCUGAUGCUUCUUGCCAGUUGCGGGAGCCAGAGUCUUCUCUACCCGCAGGCUGGGAAGAGAGGCAGGAUGUCCUUGGCAGGACCUACUUUGUCAACCAUGAAUCGAGAAGGACACAGUGGAAAAGACCAACCACUCAGUAAGUCUUACUGCGAUCUUAAUUCAAAAUAGUCUGCGACAGGGAUAUUACUAAAUGCAUGUUACUAGAGAAGGCUUGUCUGUGGGAGGUGCUUAGGACUUCUGAUCUGUGGAUCUGAUUCAAAAUACUUUUCUGAGAUGGCUAUUAAGCAAGAACAUUUCUUGAUUUCCACUUUAAAAGGGGAAACCCCUACAGUUUUAAAUGAAACAAAUUGGUUUUGCAUUUUUAGAGCUACUUUCUUUGACUAGUCAUGCACCAUUUGUGCUUCUGUGUAGAGGGCCGACCAGCCCAUUGCUCUUCCGCUGUAAGCUACAGGCAAAACUGCAAGUAAUUUCCCAGAUUAUUGGGAAUGUUGUUGCACUUUGACCCCUGUGAAUAUUGCAUUGUGUUCUGUUGACACUAGUAGGCAUGACAUAGCUGUGUGUGCAGAAGCCCAAUUAUUUCCCACAUCAGUCUUUUUAAAAAAUCAUUUACUCGUGCCGUAGUGCUGUUUAUUUCACCAGUAUUUCACAAUUGGUGGGGGUGCUUGACUCUUAUUUCCCCAGAAGUCAGCACCAGUAGGCUUCUUUUACAGCUUUGCAAUACCCCUUAAUACCUCUUCCUCUUCAGCUGCAUCCAGAAAGGAAGGAAGGAGCCAAUGUGGGUCAUUGUGACGUUAACAUAUGAGAGUGCUGGAGGUGAAAUAGUUAAACAAGUUACCCAAUCAGAACCCCGGGGGGUGGAGUCAGUGGGACUAUAAAACCAGCUCUGGGAGGGGCAGUUGGGUGGUUGGUUGGAGUGGGAGUGAAUUGGGAUGGAGUCUGUGGGGUUAUGUUGAGUUAGUGUAGCGAAAUAAGCUGAGUCAGGAACAGUUAGGAGCUAGGAAGACAAGUAAAUAUCUGAGAGGUGGUUUAAUGAGUGAGAGCAGGUAGCGGAAGUUAUAGGUCUGGAUAGACACCCCAUGAAUGUAAUUGACCAAUACCGUUUAUGAUACCACAUGCUUGUUAAACUGCAAUAAAUAAACAGAAGUAAAUGUUCUAAUUUAACCCUGACUGGACUCAGUAUUGUACCAGGUAGGGCCUGGGUGGUGGCAGCAAGAAAUAAAGUGUUGGCACAGGGAUCAAUAAAUGGUGAAAUGUCCAGGGACCUUGUGUGAUCGCCAUAGUCAUUGCCCAUCUUGCAGCACUGGAGGAAACACAAAGCAGUCAGCGGGCCUAGAAACUGGGCAGGAGGUGGCACAGGAUUAUUUCCAAGGAAGAAGCAGGGAGCAGGAAUAGAAGCGCAGGCAGAAUAGAAAGGAAAGGAAAGAUCAUGAGAAAUAGCCUUUAGCUGCCUUUUCCAGAUGGAUUUCACUUCUGUCUCACAGUAUAUUAGAGAUGCAUAUACUUGUAGCGGCAACAGGAUAAAAAAAAAUGAGCCAUCUCAACUCUCAACCGCCUUCUUCACAGAUCACAGGGGCCCUUGUGUCUCCCUCCUGAGCUUUAGCAGGGUAGCUGUUCCCAGAUGCUAGGAAGGAAGGGUAAGCACCUCAGGCCCCAACUCUGCAGGUGAACAACAGAAGCCUCCCAAGACUCUUCCUGCUCUUCCUUUGGAAGGAAGGUAGUGACUGGGGAGCAGGACCUCCUAAGAUGGUCACUUUUUAUAGACAGUAAGGUCUCCUUUUCGUCAGCCAGGCAUAUUUGGUGGGAGUUGAGAAUGAAGCUAGGUUUAUUAAAUUUGCUUAUAGCUCCCCACUAAAAAGCCCUAAAAUGAGUUAGAAGCAGUGACGGUGCCAGGCCAUUUUGUGCUCUAGGCAAGCAAAAUUUGCACCCCUCCCAAUUUUUGUUGUUGUGCUAACUUCAGUUUUCAAAGACAGAUGUCUCAGAGAAAUGAUAAAAUUCUUCAAAAUAAAUGUCAAACAUUAUCAUAUAACAAAAACUAAUCUGUAUAAAACCGUGCCCCUCAAAGGUCAGUAUUGCGCCCCCCUGAGGUCUGUGCCCUUGGUGGCUGCCUUGUUAGCCUGAUGAUAGCACUGGCCCCAGUUCCAAACAAGAAAAAUACAGUAAUAAAACUAGAAAAACAGAUUAAACCCUUCAUCUGGAAGAGACAUGUGUCAGGCCUGAAGCUUGUCAUGGCCUCCGGUCAUUCAAAACGUUGAAAGCUCUGCCAAAUGCCUUACGUUGGUCUGCUUUAAGCUUCUAAGCCAGCUUCAUGAUUUAAUCUUGUGAUCUGCCGCAUCUCCCUAUGGAAGCAAACCUUUCGUUUACAUUGUACCUCUUCAAAUAUUUGAAGCCUCAGAAUCCACCCACCUCCCAUGUUCCCUUAAACAACAUUUUUGUGCAGGGACAACGGACCCGAUGCAGAGACUGGCAACAUUCAGCUGGAAGUGCAACACGCCUUUGCUCGCCGGCAUCAAAUAACCGAGGAGGCGGAGAAUCUGGACCACAGAGAAUCUCCUGAGGUGGGAACCUCACUUUUCAUAGCUUUCAUAGCACCUCUUUACCCUGACUUUUGACACUUGAGAUGGAUAUUUUUAGGGCCCACCUUAUUUUUGUAAUUGUAAGUUGUUUUAAAGUGUUUUAAAUAUUGAGUCUUAAUGUUAUAAUCUGCUUUGGGACCUUAGAAUGAAGGUCAGUUAAAUAAUAAUUGUUGUCACCUGUCUGUCUCGAGAGACAGUGGAAGAGUAUGUCAAAGUCAAACCGUUGGAGUUCCAGCACCAGCUGUGGCUGCAGAGACCGAUUUGGGAGAAACAUGUUUUGUUGCAGCUGGGGCAGAUGGAGACGUCUGGUUGUGCUGCUGCAGAUGCAGCAUGUUGUUUCUUCUGUCUGUGCUCCUCCCAGCAGUCAUUCUUCCUCUGGUCACUGCUAUGGAUAGACCUGACUGUCUGUCUCCAGGCACUGUGGUCAUCUGUGAGGGAUCCCCACACAGCGGGAUAAAAUGAUGGUGAUGGUGAUAGUGACAUUAAAAUUCUGAUGAAAUAUUUAACGUUUCUUAGAGUUGGGAGAUCAUCACAGAAGAUGAAGCAACUAUGUACAGCAACCAGACUCCCCAAGUCACUGUGCAACACAAUUCUGAGGCAGAGAACGGCCUUACAGAAGAACUGAGCACAGAGCUUACGACCUCUGGGAGUUCCACUGCUGCCCAAGCAGCUUCCUGCACUGUAAGCAUGAUGAUAAAUCAAACAUUGCAUGCUUUAAGCAGCAGGGUCUGCCCCCGAAGAGGCUCUGUAUCACACACCCUCUCCCAACAGCUAGCUUGUUCAAAGGGAAGCCUAGUUCCAUCUCCUGGUUUCUGGUGCAUUGGGUAAGCAUAGUAGGGUAUGCAUGUACCAGGGAUUGUCACCUCUGCAUGUGCUGCUCAUCACAACAGUAACUGUAGAACUAAAAAACCUUUCCCCUGCUUGUCCUUCAAGAGUGAUUUAAGCAGAAGAAGUAACCCUCAGUCGUACCAAGCUGAAGAACAACCAGCUCUUCCUGUUGUAAGUUAAGCUCUGAAUUAUCCUGCCUGAUUGUGACUCUUUUCACUGCAUGUGACCAAGUCGCAUGUGCUCUGUCCGUGUUACUGCAAUCCUUUCACUACAACCUAAAGCAUUGGGAGAAUAUAUUGGAAUAGUGUUUAAGGGUUUCCUGUGCUGAUUCAAGAUCACCAAAGAAUAGGAAAACAGAUAGGAGAGAAGAACUAGUUUGGAGGGUGAUUAGCUUAGCAAAGUGGUGGUGAACGGAGGGGAACUUGUGCGUUUCAGAACUGACUGGGAAAUGAGCAAUUAAUCUGAAAACAAGUAGAACUCCCUUCAAACAGCACACUGUCGGUGUUUGGAAUUCACUCCUAGCUUCCAAAAUGGGGCUAGGCAAACUUAUGGAUGAUCAGAAUACUGCUGACUGACUGGGAAGGCACCUGCAACCUCUUUCUGUUGGUCAGUGGCUGAUGUUGCUUUAUAUUAGUUUACCACCUCUGGACUUGCUCACGGAUGGAGUAGGAGACUGCCUAGUGGGUGGUGGAGGUUGACUGUAUUGGUAACUGCCUAACACAGCAGUUAACUUAGUUGGCAUGUACGUUCUCCUCAGUUGUCAACUUGCUUCCUAAAAUAUUUAAAUCUUUGUACUGUGAUGUGUCUGAGCCUUGGAAAAAAAUCCACAAGUAGCCUUUGCCAGCUAAUUCUAUCUUCUUUUAGUUACUGCCUACUUCAUCUGGACUGCCUCCAGGCUGGGAAGUAAGGAAAGAUGACAAAGGAAGGCCGUAUUAUAUAGACCACAAUUCCCAGACUACCACCUGGAAGAAGCCAGCUGUACAGGUACCUUUCCACCCCACCCCAUAGUCAUCUGAUCUAGAAUUAAGAUUGCUGCAUGGGGUUUGGCCAAGUCACUAAAACGUACAGCAAUCAGUUCCUGCUUAUUCAAGCUUUCCUUGCAAAUCUCAUUGGAUAAGAAAACGUGGAGCUUGUAGUCUUUCAGUCUUGUGGAACGCCCAACUCCCAUCAGCCCAGCAUGGACAUUAGUCUGGGAUGAUGGAAAUUGCAGUCUGAUCUCUAGAGAGCCACAGGUCCCUUGUCCCUGUUCAGAUAAACAUUGCAACAAACUCCACCAUCCUUGCUGGUUAGCAUGUCACUACAGAGUUUGCUUGUAUCAACAUGUACUUGGAUGAUAGCAUUGGAAAUUGCAUUAAGGAGCUGACAGAGUUUGUCUGUUUCCUAUUGGGGCACCUUGAAAUCAGUGAAUCCUGUUUCUUUGAGAUCUGUGAAAAAUUGGUUGUCAUCCUUUUGUUCCAUUUGCUUGUCCCCUGAACGCAACCUGCCAUUUUGUUCCAGCAGCCCAAAUGAUGCAAGCAUGUCUUAUAUCCAUCCAUGGGUUCCAUAUUGAGGGCACUUCAGUACAUGCAAGAGUUUAUCUGAGUGGCUGUAACUGCAGUGCACACAUUGGGCUUAAAAAAAGAAAGAAUACAGGGGCCUUGUGCAAGAUUUUUAUCAGAAUUUCAGUAUAGCUACAGUCUUGCACAAGACCUCUGAUUAAUUAAGAUAAACUAACCAGUAGGAAUAGAUAUUGUCCCCCGCAUCAAAAGCACAACUGUGGUUGUUGUUAAUUAAACCUAUUGUCACUCGGAGGUCUCCUAGCAACUUACAGCAAUAUAUAUGCAUAUUAGAUAUAUAUUUACACAGACAAAAAACCGCAAGGGGGAGAAAGUGGAUGGAUCAUGUCAUACACCAAUAUAUCAUCUAACAUAACAUUUAUUUAAAAAAAACAAAAACAACAUGCCUGCCAUAUAAAUUACAAACAUUAACCAUACUCAAAUAAUAAAUAAAGUUUACUGAUACCCACUAAUUAGUAGAUAAACAACCAUUUAGUGAAAUAUAACUGGGGACUUUAUCACUCUUGUGCAAACUGUAUGUGCAAAUCAGGAAAAUAACACUCUUAAGCCAAACCUCAGUAAUACCGUAUUUUUCGCCCCAUAGGACGCACUUUUCCCCCUCCAAAAAUGAAGGGGAAAUGUGUGUGCGUCCUAUGGGGCGAAUGCAGGCUUUUGCUGAAGCCUGGAGAGCGAGAGGGGUCGGUGCGCUCUCCAGGCUUCGCGCAGAUCUCCAUAAGCCGUGGGAGCCUGUGCCGGGCUCCCACGGCUUGUGGAGAGUUGCCUGCAUGCUGAAGGCUGGGCGCGCUGAGCUCAGCGCGCCCAGACUUCACGCAGCUCUCCACAAGGCGCGGGAGCCCUGCGCUGGGCUCCCACAGCUUGCAGAGAGUUGCCUGUUCUGGGGGCUGGGGGGGGAAUAAUUCCCCCCCUUUAUUUCCCCCCAAAAAAGCUAGGUGCGCCUUAUGGGACGGUGAGUCCUAUAGGGCGAAAAAUACGGUAAUUUUAAAACAAAUAAUUUGAAAUUGCCCCCCAUUAAAAACAACCGACCUGUAUUCUGUCAAUUGUAAAACAUGAUAACUGAGACUGGUAACAUUCCCUCUUGUGUAAUCCAUCCCAUAGACCCUGGCUUGAGGCAUUGAGCAAGGUCUUCCCGGGGGGGGGCCACUAGGGGGCGCAUUGGAAGAUGGCCGACAAUACCAUCUCUCCGACCCACACAGGGUAAUUAAGAGGCUGUUAUGGGAGUAGGCAGCCUCCCUUGUUGCCCCAAGGAAAUGGGGAACACUGCCCUUGCCUGCUGUGCCCAUAAAUCACCCCCUAAUUCAAAAGAAGGGGGUGAGGGCCCUAGGCAGAAUGCCCCCGUGUGGACCUCGGCUCUCCUGGACGCUGUCUCUGAUCGCGCACUAGCUGCAGCAAUUCAGAAUAAUUAAUUACAAAAGAAGCAAAUGCACAUAUUUCAAGUGAAGAAGGGGAGUGAAGUCUGCUAAUUUAAGUGACCUCUGCGAAAGAAGACGACGGGUUGGAGAAACAGGAAUAUUUUACGAUGAAGAUACACCAAAGGCUGGGUAUGUUGGGACUGAAUGGGGGGGGGGAACCUUUUUUACUUUCCUUCUAUGUGAUUUACAAGAACCCCUCCUCAUUAGAAUCGUCGGUUGAACUGACCCAAGUAGGAUGAUUAAGGUCUGUGUGGAGAUAAACUUUAACCAAAAGUAUGUUUUAUGGAGACCGAGAAGCAAUAAGAGCUUUUGGGAAUGGUGCAGCAAUUAAUUCGGAGUCGCCAUCUUGCCAAAGGAUUUUUAGCCCGGAGGAAGAACGGACUUGUUUUUAGACUGCAUUCCUAGUGAAUCUCCUCAGAGGUUUUGAGAAAGGAGGCAGAUUGGUGAAGAUUGACGCUAAGACUGUUUUGAUGUAUGGAAGUGAUGUUAUAUGGAAAACGUCUGGAUAUGGCUACUGGAUAAAAAAAAAUAUAUCCACACAGGAUUACAAACUGUUCUAACCAGCUUGCGGAGACUAUCAGAGGUCACAAAGAGAAAGGAAAAAUAUAUGAAAAUAACAACAAGCGAUGUGGAAAAACAAUAAGAAAGGACUGGAUAGUACUGUGAACAUCAUAAGGUUAGAUUUGUGGACAUUAAAACAGCAGUAAGAAGCAAGAAGUUGAUUGGAUCCCCUUCGGAAUUUGAAAUAUGGGUACCCCCAACAAAAAUUUAAAAUUCGGCUGUGUAAUUUGGAAUUUAUGUAAUUUGGUUUGAUUUGAUGUGAUUGGUCGGUUAAUAAAAAAUUAUUCUUAAAAUGAAAAGAAAAGAGCAAGGUCUUCCCUGCUUGCCUGCGCAUUUCACUCUACUUGCAUUCUCAAUUUUCCAUCAGAUCGGGGUGGAUGUGGGUCAGCAGGCCAUGGCUCCGCAUUGUUCCUCCAGACAACAGUUGGCAUCAGAUGACUCACCACAGCAGCCUUCGUUCCAGAAACCCCCAGAAGCUGAUCUUGGACUUCUCCCAAAAGGCUGGGAAGUUCGUAACGCUCCAAAUGGGAGGCCUUUCUUUAUUGACCACAAUACCAAAACAACAACGUGGGUAGGUAGCUUCUGGAUUUAAUGCUGCUGUGUAUUUUUAAUAUUGAGGAGACAGAAGGUGGGUGGGGUGAAAGGACAAUUCUUUAAAGAGCAAUGCAAGGUUCUUACACCCGCGAGAGUGUUUGGCUUGCUGAUUGACCUUUGCUGAACUGCAGACACUUCCCAGCAGUAUCACGUGAAAGAGGAGGAAUCUGUGACUUUCUCUGAGGAAGGGAAGGCCCGGCUUGUCCCCUUGAAAGGCUCCCUCUGAGCUUGGUUUCCAUGUGAUUUUCCUCGCACAAGGCACUGACUUGCUAGCAGGUCCUGCUGUUGAGCACCUUCCCUUCCUGAUUCCUUGUUGUGUUACUUAUCCUGCCAGCUGCUUCAGUUAUACCCUAGUAGCCAUUUAUUUGUUUUGAUUAUAAAAACCAAAAACAGUAAAGUAACAAGAAAAUCCACUGGCUGCGAAGAAAACAGAGUUGAGAACAAGCCUGUUUCCAUAAGCAAAGCUGAGCCAGAGCUAUAUCUCUCCUCCCCACCCAAAUCCAGGAACUGGUCUCAAACCCCAGCAUGGCAUGUCAGUUUCUCUUUCUGGAGAACAUUCUGUAUUUACCUGGAGGGAAGCUGCUAACAAAAGGAGCAGUUGCCCCGAGAAAGCAGAACUCGCUUUUGAAAGAAAUGGGGAGCAGGUAGAGCUGCUUAAAUCUGUCAGAUAUCUGCUGACUGAAAGCAGCAGUUCUAAGCACAUUUUCCAGGGAUUAAGUCCUGUUGAACCAUGAUUUCGCCCAUGGAGAGAGGCAUGGCUGGAUUUCUAUGGGGAAAUCUUCCUCUCCGUGAAGUGUCACAUGGAUCCGCUGUUUGAAUUCUGCCUCCAGCUGCUUUUGGGAAAGUAGAGUUCAGUGGCUUCCCUUGUGUGGAGGCCUUCCUUUAGCAGCCAGCCAGGAGUCUUAAAUGUCCGUGGCUAAAACAGUAGCUUAACAGUGUUUUUUCCCUUGUCAAAGGAUGACCCCAGAAUCAGAAUUCCUGCUCAUAUGAGAAGAAGGACCUCUUUGGACCCUGCAGACCUUAGCCCUUUACCGGUAAGCACCUGCCUCUUGGCCUUUUUAAUACUUUACAUCCCUCAGAUUACCAUUAAGCACAAACCAUUAAGCAUUAUAAAAGGCUGUUGCUGUUUAAAUCUGUGGAACCAUGCCAGCACACCCAUCAUUUAGCAUCCUGCCAAUGGGUACUUAUGGUUUUCUCUCUUUCCUUUAGCCUGGCUGGGAAGAACGAAUACAUACAGAUGGAAGAACAUUCUACAUAAACCACAGUAUGUAGAAGAUAUAGCACGACUCUCCCUUGUAAGAUAUAAUACGACUCUCCCUUAUUGCUCAGCCUUAUUGCAACUAAUACAUUUGUGUGCUUGCAGAUACCAAGAAAACUCAGUGGGAAGACCCUCGCUUGCAGAAUGUCGCAAUAGCUGGACCAGUAAGACUCCCUAGAUUACUUUAAAAUCAGUUGUAGCAGCUAGCCAAGUACUUGCAUCUUCUGUUCACCCCAGGGCACUUUCACCUCAGAAGUUUAUAAGUCGGGUGCAGGUUCAAUAUUUAUCCUUCUGAGCAGUUGCCAAACUGUAUGGUAGAAAUAAGAGGAUACAAAAUGGUUCAAAUGCCUUGGUGCAGUUAUUUUGAAUGUGAGAAGUGUCUGAAAUGGGGCCAGGAAUUGAAUUAGUGGUGGGAGACGAUGGUGUUGAAGUUCACAGGCAGGAGGUGGGGGCAGUGCUUGUGAAGAUGAAUGUCUCCUAGAGCUCAGUGAUGUUCAUCUGUCUAUUGUUUUACUAUUGUAUAUGUUUUAAACUGAUUUUAUCAGAUACUGUAUGCGGCCUUGGGAAAAUUUGGCAAGGUGGCUAGUAAACAUUAAGUGAGCUAAAGUACCGGUAACUCUUCCCCCAGGGCUCUUUGAGCCAGUCCAGCAUUCCAAACACCAGCUGGUAAUGAUGGUUUUGCAAGGGGAGGGCCUUGAAGGGCCCCCCCUCCAUUGCUUCUACCAGGAAAAUAAAAGGCCUUGGGUGAAGAGAGGUACUUGAUUCCUGGCAUGGGUUCCUGGUACCAUCUAACUUUGGAAUUGACUUGGAAAUUGUGUGUUUUUCAGAUUUCUUUCUUUCUUUCUUUCUUUCUUUCUUUCUUUCUUUUGGAAAAGCUCGUCUAAACUGAGAUGGUGGGAGGGGUGAAAAGUGGUUUCACCCAUCUCUAUAGUGAAAGUUGGAUUUGAGAAGAAUUUUUGAGACUCCCCUCAUCACAACUGAGCCAUAAGAUUGAACCCAGUUUUAUGCAUCUGAAUCCCCGAAUCUUCAUUUUAUGCUUUCAUACUGUUUCAUUGAUUUUGAGUUGUCCUUUUCUUUUAAGGGAUAGGGGAUUUAUAUUGUACAUAGUGUACACCACUUAGAGAUAUUUUGAAACAUUAAGCAGUUUAGAAAUGCUUUUAAAUAAAGUGCAAGGCUCUCAAAUUGGUCUCCAGCCACAGCUCAGUUGCAUCCCUGAGAUAAGUAAGGUGGAGUGAAUUCAGGCCCCUUUUGGCAGGCUCUGUGGAAACUAUUUACUAAAGGUGGUAUAUGAACCAUUUUGGAUCCGUUGUGGGAUCUGUUCCUGUUCAUUAUUAUUAGGGGCUGAUUACUAAAGGGGCUGAUGUUGUGUUUGUGAGGAAUAAGUGAUCCAAUGCUGGCUUGCAGAAAAUGACAAAUUUUUGUUGGAAUAAAUUUAUAUUAAUACAGUGGUACCUUGGUUUAUGAACUUAGUCCGUUCUUAAACCAAAGUGUUCUCAAACUAAGGUGUGCUUUCCCAUAGCAGCAGGGGACUCAAUUUACAAAUGGAACACACUCAACAGGAAGUGAAACAUGUUCUUAUUCCAAGGCAAAGUUCACAAACCAAAACACCUACUUCUGGGUUGGUAGCAUUCUUAACCCAAGUUGUUCAUAAACUAAGCUGUUCUUAAACCAAGGUACCACUGUAUUUCUAUAAAAAGUGAAUUAAAACUUUGGGUAGUACUGUGGACAAGGAUUGCAAAACAGGUGUGUGGUAUAACUGAAAGAUGCUCUAGUUACCUCCUGAGUGUCCUUCCACCCCAAAUUCUGUCACAAAACUGUAAUCCCCUGGCCUAAGGCAGAAACUUUAAUACAUCAACAAAUAUUUGCCCCAAUGAAAUGUGAUGUUGAAUACUUGGACAUCUUACAUUCUUCUACCCUUCUCUCUUCUUCUUCAAAGGCUGUGCCUUAUUCCAGAGACUAUAAAAGAAAGUAUGAAUUCUUCAGAAAGAAGUUAAAAAAGCAAGUAAGUUAUGAGUCUAGUAACUUCAAAGUGAAUAUGUUUCCAGAAUGUGUGCUGCUUCUCCAGUCUUCUUCUCUUGCAAUGAGUUCAAAGAUCAGCAGUGGUUCACCUCCCCCCUCCCCAAAACUACUGAUCUUCCCUUGCCCCCUGGGCUAUGACAAUCUUACAUGAUGUACCACUGAACAAACCAGUGGAAUGACUAGUGUACAGACUACUUUAAAUAGUCACUUGGCACAGAAGUACAGUUGCACACACAUGCCCACCUUGUUAACUAUACAUAAGAAAAACCCUGCUGGGUCAGACCAAAGGGUACCCAUCAAGCCCAGCAUCCUGUUCCCACAUUGGCCCAUUACAGAAUGCUCACAAGCAGGAGCUGAGUGCGCCAGCAGCGCUCUCCCCAUUUUUUAUCCCCAGCAACGGGUAUGCAACCAGCCAUCCCUCUUAGUUUUUAUUGGUCAUGAAGGGCAGGGGUCAAGGGGUCUGGCAGUUCCUCCACUGUGAGAUGUGAAGUUACAGGGAACCAGGCAGAGGGUCUUCUCAGAAGUGGCACCCACCCUGUGGAACACCCCCUGCCCACCGUCAGAUGUCGAAUAGAUAAAUAACUAUAUGACUUUUAGAAGACAUCUGAAGGCCGCCCUGCACAGGGAAGUUUUUAAUGGUUGGUGUUUUAUUGUGUUUUUUAGAUUUUGUUUGGAGCCGUCCAGAGUGGCUGGGGCACCCCAGUUAGAUGGGUUGCAUAUAAAAUAAUAUAUAUAUAUAUAUUAUAUAGCACACGUGGUCAUCUGCGCCAAUCUGAGCACCUUGUCCAUGCCCCCAAGCAAUACUAACUGAAACUCAUCCAAGCCUUAUUCUCUGUGAAUUCAUUUAAUCCUGUCACCUGCCCUGUGAUCCUCAGAUGAAGGGCAAUAUAUAGAUUUAAUAAUAAAAAAUACAUAGUCUUCUUUCAAAGCCAUCCAAGUUGGUGGCCAUCUUGUGGGAGUGAAUUCAUUAGCUAUGUGCUCUAUGAAAAAAUAACUUUAAAAAAGGUAUACUACUUAAGUGUAGUCUUUGUAAGCUUGGAGUAUUAACAGUCUAGGCUGAUAUUUGUUAGGGCACAUAACUUCAAAUGCUCCGUGUUUAAUUGAAGAGCAUUCUUCAGUCUUCAUUGAUCAAACUUCUUGCCAAAAGUGCAGGGCCCUGUUUAAGUAUCCUCCCUUCAUUUUGCUUGACAGACUACUCUAACAAUCAGUUAUCGUGUUUCUCUUCAGGGUGAUAUUCCAAGUAAGUUUGAAAUGAAACUUCACCGUGCUACAAUCUUCGAAGACUCCUACAGAAGAAUUAGUGCUGUAAAGAAGCCGGAGUAUCUCAAAGCGAGGCUAUGGAUUGAAUUUGAUGGUGAAAAGGGUUUGGACUAUGGAGGGGUCGCCAGGGAGUGGUUCUUCUUCAUCUCCAAGGAAAUGUUUAACCCAUACUAUGGACUGUUCGAAUAUUCUGCCACGUAAGUAAGACACCUGCUGUGGCCAAGAUUCUUCUGCGUGUGUGAAAUGUUGAACAGCUUAAACAACAAAUUAGCCAGCCUGCUAUCCAGAUACUUCCUACCUCAUUUGAAGUUAUCCUAUGUUAGCUGUGUGUGUGUGUGCAUAGAGGGAGCACUAAGUUUCUUCUCUUGGCUAAACUUGGCUACUCUAAGGCUCCUCUUUGCCCAUUUCUUCAAGAAUGGCAGUUCUACAAUUUGAGUCUUAUCUUAAGAACCAAAUUUAACCUUGAGCCAAACUCCAGGAGGAGGAGGUGAAGGAAGCAGCCCUUCUGCAACUCAUCUUUGCACUUCUACCUGGGAGAGGCCCUGUGGGAUGAGACAAGUGCUAGACUGGAUGGAUGGCAAAUCCUGACUUCCUGGGGAAGGGCAAUAGCUCAGUGGCAGAGAGUCUGCUCUGGGUGCUCCAGGUUGGUUGAACUGCAGCUUCAGUGCUCAGUAUCUCUAGGUAGAGUUGGGAAAAGACUUUAGGGAGCCAUUGCUGGUCCACAUAGUCAAAGCUGAUCCUCAUGGACCAAUGGCCUGGUCCCCAUAGGGCAGCUUCUGAGAUGUUUGAGCAAAUGUCUACUGCUAGUAUAUGGAGCACAUGGCCUCUACUUCCCUUGCAGGGAUAACUAUACUCUCCAGAUUAAUCCAAACUCCGGCAUGUGCAAUGAAGACCACCUUUCAUACUUCAAGUUCAUCGGCCGUGUGGCAGGGAUGGCCGUCUACCAUGGGAAGCUCUUAGAUGGUUUGUACUUGACAUUACAGAGGCUGCUUCUUGGCCGCUAUUAUUAGCACUGUGCUCCAUAACAUUUCUUUGCGCCCAAGCUCUUCCUCUUUGUCUCUUGCAGGAUUCUUUAUUCGCCCUUUUUACAAAAUGAUGCUUCAAAAGCCAAUAAUUCUUCAUGAUAUGGAAUCUGUGGUAUGUAAUGUUUACCCCAAGCUGCUGUUGUUGCCUCACAUUUUUAUGGUGAAUUAAAUUGGUGCACAUUCUUACCCAUUAUUUACAUUUGUUAACACCUUCCACCCAAAGGACAGUUUAUGUUGCUGGUCUUAAUCACUCAUCCCUGUCAUGUUCACUCUAGGACAGUGAAUACUACAGUUCUCUGAGGUGGAUUCUUGAAAACGAUCCCAAGGAACUGGACCUCCGGUUCACAGUUGAUGAAGAACUUUUUGGGCAGGUUUGUAGCCAUGCAGGGCUUAAAUUAGAACACUCAAAAGGUACAGGAUGCCUUAUGGUUGCUUCAGUCUUACCUUGUCUAAUAUUGAUUUAUCCUUUUUUGAUAAUGAAACUGUAAGUUGAUAAGUGAGUUGAAUUAGAGUUUUUACCUGGUUGUCUCAAUAUUUGUGGUCAUCUACAAAAUAAGUUUAAAUCGCAGUGAAGUAUACAUGCAUGGCAACAAGCAAAACACUGCCACAAGCCUGUGACCACAAAGAAUUUCAUCUCUUGAAAUAGAUGUAGGUACCAGGUAUAGUUUUUCAGAGUAGCAAACGGUCUUUUGUCAUCUGACCAGGAGAGUGUUGCUCUGGCACCCUCAGAAGUCUGCUGGGACAAUUUUGUGAGACACUUUAGGGAUAAAACACUCAGAUUCAGACAGAAUUAGACGCCAUGGUUAGAGCAAGUCUCCCAUGGAGGUGCCCAUAGCCCUGCUUGUCUCAUCUGCGCUGGACCAGUUUCAAUUAUUGUGGUCUGAAGAUGUGGAUAAGCAGCUCAUGGAAGGGAAGUCAACCACCUGCCUGUGCUUCUGGUGUAAAUAUACUGAUUUGAUUUUGAUUUUGAUUUUGAAUUGUAUCAUUGUUUCAUUGUAACUCGCCCUGGGACCCUAUGGUGAAGGGCCUGUAAGAAACCUCACAAAUAAAUGGAGAAAGCCUGAAGCUCUGCCAGCAAGCCCUGCAGCUGGUAAUAGCAAGCCCUUGCUGUAUCUCAUCACUCACUUCAGGUGAUCAGUAAAUAGGAGGUCUGUGUUUGAGGGAGGAGGAGGAGAUUCUGCCUUACGCCUUAUGUAGUGCUCAGUUUGCUUUGGUCCUCUUGUCUUUAGACUCAUCAACAUGAAUUGAAACCUGGAGGGUCAGAUGUGGUGGUCACAAAUAAGAACAAGCAAGAGUAUAUUUAGUAAGUAACAGACUGCAGAACUGACACCACCCCACCCCUUGUGUGUGCAUUUUCCAGUGGCAACUGUUUGCCAUAAACUCUUUGUUCAAUUUCCAAUCUGCUCUAUCUUAAAGCUAAUGCUAUGAAGAAUCUGUAAAAACCUUUUAAAUGUAGCUGUCAUGUUGGUGUUUAAAACUCAAUACUUCCUUCCAUUUUACAGUCUUGUAAUACAGUGGAGAUUUGUGAACAGGAUCAGGAAACAAAUGGCUGCCUUCAAAGAGGUACCGUCAUUUGCAGAUACUCUUUGUGUUCUAAUGUUGUCAAUAGUCUGUUUCAAUAUUGAUUUCAGUCCAUUAAUUUUUUACCUGUGUGCUAUUGAAUUUUUACCUUUCUCUAUACCUAGAGUGGCUUGCAUUAUUAUUUUUAAAGCCAUAAAGCUGUGUGAGCACAGCAUAAACCCCAAAUGAGAAUGUGGAAAACUUAGAUUCUCUCUCCCCGCUCUUAACUCCAUCCGUAUUUUAUGGGGAUGAAUUUUGUCAGAAGCAGCUCAGUCUGUCUACAUACGAUCAAGAAGAUGUGUCCUGCUGCUGCAAGGGGUUUUGUUUUUGUUUUUGUCUCAGUCAGGAUAAAAUAGGAAUCUGUCCUAAAUGUCUUCCAAAAUGGAAUGGGACCGAGGUGCAGCAAAGCUUCUUUGAGGGGGAAUUCCGUAAUGGUGGGGUUGUGGGGUUAUGGCUACAAACACAUCGCCAUGCAAGUUGUCCAGCUUGCCUUAUGCCUCUUCUGUAUUCUAGGGUUUUUUCGAACUAAUACCACAAGAUCUCAUCACAAUCUUCGAUGAAAAUGAGUUGGAGGUAAGCUUUCUUCUGCUUCUUUCAAAACCUGUUUCCUUUGGGGAGUUUGUGUGUUGAUAUUUUCUGAGAUAUUUUUUCCUCUCUCUCUCUCUUCAGUUACUGAUGUGUGGCCUGGGAGAUGUAGAUGUGAAUGACUGGAGGGAACACACAAAGUACAAAAACGGCUACAGUGCAAAUCACAUAGUUAUUCAAUGGUUUUGGAAGGUAACCAAAAUAGUGAUAUCAUUCUUCUAGCAGGAAUGUUUUAAGUAAAUGUUAGGCCAAAAUUGCAUGAGAGUGUUUAUGUCCUGCUACAAGUAGCGAAGAGUACACAGGGUACUCAACAUGCUCUCUUCUGCCAGGGUUGUACUAAAGAUGGAUGGAACUCAACUUAAAACAGUGGCACUGUUUAACCACCCAUCACUGAUCCUGGCAACCUCCUAAGUUAACAACAAAUGUUUCUUCUGUGCAGUGGAAGCAAAAAACAAACCAAAAAAACCUCCACCUGGAAUGAAACCAGGCUAAUUUCCUCUGAUCAGACACUUAAUAAACAAGCCAAAUUGACCAGAUUGAACAAUGAACACGUGUGAUGGUUGGUCAUAAGGUUAGCAUUUCAGUAAGUCUUUGUAACUCUUCCUAGGCUGUGCUGCUGAUGGACUCUGAAAAAAGAAUCCGACUCCUUCAAUUUGUGACGGGCACGUCCCGCGUACCUAUGAAUGGAUUUGCUGAACUAUACGGUAUGUACUUGCAGGGAAGUAACAGUUACAAUAGCAAGGCAUUUGCAUGGGCAUUCUGGAGCAAAUUCUUCACACGCUGAGUCAUCCUUCACAACCUCAUAUUACAAAUGGUCAAUAUUAUCCCCGUAUCACAGAUGGGUGUGUCUGUGUGUGAAGCUGAGGUUGCGGUGGCCUCUUUGUGAGUUUAUGGCCUAAGGUGGGCUUUAAAUUAUUGCCUUCAAAAUUUCAUUGGGGUAAAAUAACACCCUAAAAACAAGGGAUGCGGGUGGCGCUGUGGGUUAAACCACAGAGCCUAGGACUUGCUGAUCAGAAGGUCGGCGGUUCGAAUCCCCGUGACGGGGUGAGCUCCCGUUGCUCGGUCCCUGCUCCUGCCAACCUAGCAGUUCUAAAGCAUGUCAAAGUGCAAGUAGAUAAAUAGGUACCGCUCUGGUGGGAAGGUAAACAGCGUUUCCGUGGACUGCUCUGGUUCGCCAGAAGCGGCUUAGCCAUGCUGGCCACAUGACCCGGAAAAACUAUUUGCAGACAAACGUCGGCUCCAUCGUCCAGUGAAGCGAGAUGAGUCGUCCGUGACUGGACCUAAUGGUCAGGGGUCCCUUUACCUUUACCUUAACACCCUAAAAAGAGAGGGUGUGCCUGUCCCAAUGUCAUGUGUAAGCAAGAUAAAUGCAGGGGCAACUUGUAGAGGGAUUUGUGGGGUGUGGGUGGGUUCCUGCACUUUCUACCUGCCAGUUUCCCUCAGGCCAGAGCAGGUGGGCCAGUUGGCAUGGGCGUCCUCCAAGUCCUCCUGGUAGAGGCAAAGGGGGCAAAUCUUUGGUAAAGGUUAUUGAUAUUGCAAGGAGAAUCAAGGGGGGAGGGGGUCCUUUAGCACAGGAUGUUAAUCUUUUAAAGAAGAGUCAUAAAAGAUUAAUACAGAUAAAAUAUAGAUAAGUAAAUGCAGAAACGGGGCCUCCGUUUCCCAUCUGGCCUGGGCCUAUUGCCAGCUUUGCAUGGCCCUUUUUCUCCUUUCGACUUGGGAGGACAUCCAGCAAAGGAUUACUUAUCCUCCACCCAAUGGACCUUGCAGGAUGUCCUCCCAAGUUCAAGGGAGAACAAGGGCCAUGCAAAGCUGGCAAUAGGCCCAGGCCAGAUGGGAAACGUAGGCCCCAUUGCUGCCCCAUUUCUGUAAAGCUGAUAAUAGCACAUGUGAUCCCUUGCAUGUGCCCUCCCUGUCUACCCUCCCCUACACACACACACACACACACACACACACACACACACACCUCUUCAGUGUGGGGUUGGGGAGAUGCAGCUGACAAAAUCACCAGCUCUUGUUUAUCCCCAAUAACUAGAAUUAAUUUAAUAACUAACGGGAAGAUGUAUUGAUUUGUUUGCGCUGCAAUUGCCCAAAUAGGAGCAAAAAUACUUAACAGGAGCCAAAAUACUUAACAGGAGCCCUCCGUCCUGCUCCCUCAGAGCUGAGUUGUGGGGCCAACUUAGGCUGCAUGCUCUUGGAAAAUAACUUCUUAAAUAUCAUGAUUCCCCACUUCUGUUAAUGGCUGCACAAGGUGCCAUGAACCCAUUUGGGAGGGUCACCAAGUCUAGAGGCACUUUGGAAUCAGCACAUGACAUUGAGCUGCUUCUUUUGCGUUCAAGCAGCCUCAUCACGUUCAUUAUGUCAGGAACCCUUUACCACGCUCCUGCAAGGUAGGCUUUUGACCUUGUGUUGCAGAUGAGGAUGGGGUUUGCUACAGGGCAGAGGUAAGGUCUUCUCCACUGGACCACCUUAAUUCACAAGUCAGUAUUGGCCCUUACCCUGCAGUAGCUGGAUUAGUUUCUUUUUCCCGUAGUUUGCAUGUUCCACUUCCAUAAAUGAGAGCUGCCUGUAGCCAAGGCUUACACUGUGACCAGGUGAGGAUCUAAAAUCAUUAGGCUUGCUGUGUAUGUUCCUUGCAGGUUCAAAUGGACCACAGUUGUUCACCAUUGAGUACUGGGGCAGCCCUGACAAACUGCCGAGAGCUCAUACUUGGUAAAUAUUCCUGAGCAUGAAGUAUUCUGUUGAGAUUGUUUCUCUGCCCAUCCUGGCAUAUAAUAUAACUGUUUUUCUUGUGUCUCUUUUAUCCAUCUCCACCCCACCCCACCCCAGUUUUAACCGCUUGGAUUUGCCUCCAUAUGAAUCUUUUGAAGACUUGUGGGACAAGCUUCACUUUGCAAUUGAAAAUGCUCAGGGGUUUGAUGGCGUUGACUGAGCCCCAGGAGAGGAGGGUGACAAGGCUGUACUUCUUUUCUGUGCUGCAAUUUGAGAGUUUACAAGCAAAACAAAUAUUCCAGGGAGACUGUUGCUGCAUUUGAAUGGCAACUGAAUCUUUAUGGUAUCCUCUUUUUUUUUUUUAAAAAAGUGUUAAUUUCAGUUACAGCUAAUUGUAUUUUGCAUUUCAAACUCUUGCCUGUUGGAUUAGCGGGUGCGCAUGAACACUGGUGAGGCUGGCAUGAAUGAGCCUUGCAUUACCUCUUUCAAGAAUUUGCCGCCUUGGCAAUCUUAACUACUGAAAGCGUAAGCUGUGAAAAGCCGAGUGUGUCUGUCUGUCUUCCGUCCAUUUGUCGGUCCAUGUGUGCAUUCUCUCUCCAGAGGUGGCCGGACAGCCCACGGAUUCUGCUCUUGGGUUGCGAAUCACUUCUUCAGACUUUCCAAAGCACCUUAACUAUAUCUUUGGGUAACCUUAAAAUCUUUCCACCUGUGCGCAAUAAACUGGCUCUGGCUGCGCUUGUGCACAUUGCUGCAGGCGCUGAGCUGGUAGGGCUUGUGCCUGGGUGCUAGAUGGCAGCUUCCCUGUCCAGCUGUGCUUGCUCUGAGCAGCGAGAAGCAGUGCACGGAGGCUGGCAGCAGCUGCUUCCCUGGGCAUUGCACAGGAGGAAACUUCUUCCCAGUCGAUUAUGCCCAGUUGUUUCCUUUUUUAGUAUUCCCAAUUCUAUUUCUAAACUUUUUAACUUUUGAGAUUAAAAAGUAGCAUGGACUUAAAUGAGAUUAUUUUAAAACCUGUUUGGAUUUAUAUGCUAGUGUAUUUUUGGUAAAUCAUAUUUUGAUAAAUUGUCUAACAAAUAUUUUCAGCUUUGCUUUUUUGAACUCAAGACAGACUUUUUUUGUUUUUGAAUACCACAGUGUUAAGUCAUAGCAAAAUGCCUUUUCAUAUUCAUUCUUGCAGUAUUGCACCACAAAAAAAUAAAUAAAUAUGCAGAUAUGUUUACAGGGUUUUGCGGGCCAAAUUCAGCAAUCUGAUCUGUGCAAACGUGAGUGACGCUUCUCAGAAUAAGCACCCAGGGCAGAAUUUGGCCCUGAAAUUAGUUUAGCUGUUACAGGACUCCCCUUCCAUCCCUAUUCCAACUGCAUUUUUAUAUUUUGUCAACAGUUAGUCUAGAAACCAAAUAAAAAUACAGUAUAACCAAAGUUAUAGUAUGUAAUGUGCAAUUCAGCAUGAAACAUUUUGUACAUUUAUUCAAUAAGAAAUAAGGAUAUUUUAGUAUGAGCGUCAGGGCUGGUAUUUUGGUCAAUGCUGGUUUAAAAUCAUGUUUUGAGAAGUGGAAGUUUACAAAACAGUCUUUGGUUUUGGUUGACUCUUGAACCCUUUUGUUAUGCACGUACCUGGAGCAGUUUCCCAAGUGCCACAAUCCUGACCCAGUUGAAAGGGGCUCAUGCCUGACCUGUUGGAGAGGUCACUGUGCUGCCGCAACACUUGGUGAACUGCUCCAAAGACGUGGAGAAAAGGCAGGUCCACCCCUGUGGCCAGUGGCCAUCUCACAUGCACAUUGUUGAAGACCUGCAACUCGCCCUAACAAAUGGGCCUUAAGGGGUCUUUCAAAUCCUUUUUGGAUGGGGUCUAAUGCAUUCAAGAGUGUUACAAGUAAAUAAAAAUGGUUAUUCAAUCUACAUACUUUUUGGGGGGGGUUGUGUGUGUAAAAUUUGGAAUAAUCUGUCUGUAUAAAUUUGAAUGUAACAGAGUACUUUAGUCUAACAAAUGAACAGCCUGAAGAACCUGAAACGGUAAAUAAAAUCUAUUCUGAUAAGCUGGCUGGUUUUCAUUCAAGACAAUUCAGUACUACUGAAAUGGUCUAUAAUUAGUUCUCUGAAGCAGCCAUUCCCAUCAGUUUCUCCUCCUUUGCCUCUUAGCUCCAGGAAACAUCUGCUCCCAAAGCUCUUGCCAUCUAUCCUCUUACCUUUCACUGUUCCUUGUUGUGUGGAUCAAAUGAGGAGCUGGAGAACCAGGUACCCCACCCUGAGCGCCUCCUUGGAGAGGGAAGGUGGCAUAUAAAUGCAAUAUAUAAAUAAAAACCCUGAACUAUGGAGUGGGGCCUGUGUGUGAAAGCCUGUGACAGUGGUUCUCAAACAUUUUUCUCUGGGCCACACUUGCAGAAUAGAAAUUUGCUCAUGCCGCACUGAAUUUUUUUACUGAUAAGAAAACCAAAAGAAACAACUCCUAGCAGUGCUUGAUUUAUAACAUGCUUUACAAUAUGAUCAUGGGACAUCCAGAAAGUAUAAAACAAUGUAGCUACAUAGGAACACGAAUCAUUCCCAAAAUAUAAUUAUAAACAUAUAUACCUUAAGCAUGUAUGCAAACUCAGUGAGAGGCGUGAGCUUGCUUUUGGCAGGUAAUCUAAUUUGAGACAGACAUAUGUCAUGGAGCACCAGAAUAACCAAUGGUUGCAUUUCUGAUUUUUUUCUUUUAUUUUUAUACUCUACUAAGCUACACUGAAAUGUUUGAAUGUUUCUCUGUUGCCCUUG
Molecule: messenger RNA, 49808 nt
Organism: Podarcis lilfordi (Lilford's wall lizard)
Lineage: Eukaryota; Metazoa; Chordata; Lepidosauria; Squamata; Lacertidae
Source: the annotation of a GenBank genome assembly